Coregonus sp. 'balchen' is the source of this 50245-nucleotide messenger RNA. NCBI's taxonomy places the organism in Eukaryota, Metazoa, Chordata, Actinopteri, Salmoniformes, Salmonidae. The record is from the annotation of a GenBank genome assembly.
GUUGAUGAUAUCCUUCACUACGGACAAAUCCAUCUACACGUGGACAGGAUACGUGUACGCAGUGCUGCUUAUCCUGGUGGCCCUCUUUCAGUCUCUGUUCCUGCAGCAGUACUUCCAACGCUGCUUUGUUCUGGGGAUGAAAGUCAGAACAGCCAUCAUGGCUGCUGUGUAUAAGAAGGUACGUGUCAUUGUCUUGCACUUGUGCUCCUUGAGGACCGGGGUUCAACCCCCCUGACUUCCUUGAUCUAACACUGACGGAGAUUUGACAGAGAUUUUGUAUUUGUAUUUAUUACGGAUCUCCAUUAGCUGCUGCCAAGGCAGAAGCUACUCUUCCUGGGUUCCAAAUAAGAUUAAAGCAAUUGCAUACAAAAUAAAGCAGGACAUCACAUUACUACACACUACCACAACAUAAUUUAUCUACAAAAUCCAUAAUACAGUAAUAUAACAAUAUUACAAUGUACAUGCGUGUUAGCAUGUGUAGAGUGCGUAUGCGUGUGUGUGUGCCUGUGUGUGUGUGUCUCCCCAUAGUCUGUACUGUUCCAUAAGGUGUAGUUUUAUCUUUUUUUUAAAUCUGAUUUUACUGCUUGCAUGAGUUACUUGAUGUGGAAUAGAAUUCCAUGUAGUCAUGGCUCUAUGUAGUACUGUGAGUUUCCCAUAGUCUGUUCUGGACUUGGGGACUGUGAAGAGAACUCUGGUGGCAUGUCUUGUAGGUAAUGCAUGGGUGUCUGAGCUGUGUGUUAGUCGUUUAAACAGACAGCUCGGUGCUAUCAACAUGUCAAUACCUCUCACUAAGACAAGUAGUGAUGCAGUCAAUCUUCUCUUCUUUGAGCCAGGAGAGAUUGACAUGCAUGUUAUUGAUGUUAGCUCUCCAUGUACAUUUAAGGGCCAGAGAUUGGAUAGAUACAGAACAGAGAUAAAACUAUUUUGUACCAUCUCAUAUAGGAGCAAAACAAUCUGCAUUCCAAUAUACUGGCUUUCUCUCUAAAACAAUCAAUGAGUUGAUGAGUGCUUAUGGGUGCUUAUGGGAUAGGGCGGGAGGGAGGGAGUGUGGGAUUGUGUGUGUGAUCUAGCCUUUUGGGGGCCCUAAGCACAAUGUUUUAGUGGCGCCCCUCUUGACGGUGGGGAGAAAAAUGUACAUUUUAAAGUUUAUUUCCUGCAAUUCUACACAUUUUGCCAUGGGGCGUAGAGAAAAUGUUGCAGUUUUAAUGCACGUUUUCUGCAGUUUUGCGCAUUUUGCCAUUGGGCAGAGAGGAAAUGGUGCAAUGUUAUAUGAAAUGUCAUGCAAUUCUACUCAUUUUGCCAUGGGGCAGAGAUACAUUUUUGUGGUUUUAAAAGCAAGUUUUCUGCAGAUCUACACAUUUUGCCAUGGGGCAGAGAGAACAUUUAUGAAUUUUAUAACACAUUUCAUGCAAUUCUACUCAUUUUGCCAUGGGGCAGAGAGAAAUGUUUGCAGUUUUAAAGCAAAUUUCCUGCAAUUCUACCAAUUUUGCCAUGGGGUGGAGAGACAUUUUUGCCAUUUUAAAGCUAAUUCCCUGCAAUUCUAUACAUUUUGCCAUGACUUACGCCAUUUUACUGAUAUCUGAUUGAGAGUGACUAACAAUAUCAAUGGGGGCUCCCUGGAGGUCAGGGGCCCUGGGCAUAUGCCCUGCGUGCCCGGUCGGUAUUGGCCAUGAUUACUACAAGUUUAGAUAACUGGCUAGACUAACUUAUGAAUCGUUAGAUGGCUAAUUGAGUGACUGUCAGUGACUGACAAAACAAGAGAAAAACAGCUGAUGCACAGCCACAUUUUUUACUUGCACCUUGUGUAUUAUACUAUUCUAUCUCUCAACAGUAAGUUGAGACCCCGACUGAGUUCCCCCAAAAGAACUAGCGGCAGGGGGCCUUACGCGACUGCUUAUGCCUGGAGCCGACCCUGUGUGUGGUAUAACUGUUGAUUUAGUGUUAGGUGGCCCUUCAACGUGUCGUGGAGCUCUUUCAGUAUCUGCUCAAAGAAGUGUUAUUUCUCUUUAGUAACCUUUCGUUCAACUCUCCCCCUCCAUCCUGCUCUCUAUCCUCUAUCCUCUUCCAUUUCUAUCUCCUUCCCUCCUCUCUCCUCUUCCACUCUCUCCUCCCUCUCCUCCCCUCUCUCCCUCAUCUCCCCUCAUCCCUCUCUCUCCCCUCUUUCCUCAUCCCCCUCCCCUCCUCCCCUCUCUCCCCCAGGCUCUGGUUGUAUCGAACGAUGCCCGUAAGGAGUCGACGGUCGGGGAGACGGUGAACCUGAUGUCGGCCGACGCUCAGCGAUUCAAUGACGUUGUUAACUUCAUCCACCUGCUGUGGUCGUGCCCACUGCAGAUAGCACUCGCUAUCGUCUUCCUGUGGAUAGAGCUGGGGCCUGCUGUACUGGCUGGAUUGGCUGUCAUGGUCCUCAUGGUGCCCAUCAACGGUCUGUUGGCCACCAAGUCCAGGACCUUUCAGGUUAGGAAGGGGAGAGGGGGAAGAGAAGGAGGGAAAAGGGGGAGGGAGAAGGUAGGGAAGAGGGAGGUAGAACCUGCAAUACUGGCUGUCAUGGUUCUCAUCCAUGGUGCCCAUCAAUGGUCUGGAGGAGGAAUAACAAGAGUGAGGGGAGGAUGGGGAAGGGGAAGGGAGAGGCUGAUGUGUUGGACUCAGUGACCUCAGUUUGAGUUCUGGUCGGGCCAGCCCCUGGAAUUUGCUACAAUAUUAUCAUACUGUACAGUGAGGGGAAAAAGUAUUUGAUCCCCUGCUGAUUUUGUACGUUUGCCCACUGACAAAGAAAUUAUCAGUCUAUAAUUUUAAUGGUAGGUUUAUGUGAACAGUGAGAGACAGAAUAACAACAAAAAAAUUGAGAAAAACGCAUGUCAAAAAUGUUAUAAAUUGAUUUGCAUUUUAAUGAGGGAAAUAAGUAUUUGACCUCCUCUCAAUCAGAAAGAUUUCUGGCUCCCAGGCGUCUUUUAUACAGGUAACGAGCUGAGAGUAGGAGCACACUCUUGAAGGGAGUGCUCCUAAUCUCAGCUUGUUACCUGUAUAAAAGACACCUGUCCACAGAAGCAAUCAAUCAAUCAGAUUCCAAACUCUCCACCAUGGCCAGGACCAAAGAGCUCUCCAAGGAUGUCAGGGACAAGAUUGUAGACCUACACAAGGCUGGAAUGGGCUACAAGACCAUCGCCAAGCAGCUUGGUGAGAAGGUGACAACAGUUGGUGCGAUUAUUCGCAAAUGGAAGAAACACAAAAUAACUGUCAAUCUCCCUCGGCCUGGAGCUCCAUGCAAGAUCUCACCUCGUGGAGUUGCAAUGAUCAUGAGAACGUUAAGUAAUCAGCCCAGAACUACACGGGAGGAUCUUGUCAAUGAUCUCAAGGCAGCUGGGACCAUAGUUACCAAGAAAACAAUUGGUAACACACUACGCCAUGAAGGACUGAAAUCCUGCAGCGCCUGCGAGGUCCCCCUGCUCAAGAAAGCACAUAUACAGGCCCGUCUGAAGUUUGCCAACGAACAUCUGAAUGAUUCAGAGGAGAACUGGGUGAAAGGGUUGUGGUCAGAUAAGACCAAAAUCGAGCUCUUUGGCAUCAACUCAACUCGUCGUGUUUGGAGGAGGAGGAAUGCUGCCUAUGACCCCAAGAACACCAUCCCCACCGUCAAACAUGGAGGUGGAAACAUUAUGCUUUGGGGGUGUUUUUCUGCUAAGGGGACAGGACAACUUCACCGCAUCAAAGGGACUGCAAAGAGGAGUGGGACAAAAUCCCUCCUGAGAUGUGUGCAAACCUGGUGGCCAACUACAAGAAACGUCUGACCUCUGUGAUUGCCAACAAGGGUUUUGCCACCAAGUACUAAAUCAUGUUUUGCAGAGGGGUCAAAUACUUAUUUCCCUCAUUAAAAUGCAAAUCAAUUUAUAACAUUUCUGACAUGCGUUUUUUCUGGAUUUUGUUGUUGUUAUUCUGUCUCUCACUGUUCAAAUAAACCUACCAUAAAAAUUAUGGACUGAUCAUGUCUUUGUCAGUGGGCAAACGUACAAAAUCAGCAGUGGGUCAAAUAUUUUUUUCCCUCACUGUACAUACUUGGAUUGUUCUCCACUGUGUUAAAUCUAAAUGGUGAAGCUUCAACAACAGUAUUCUACAUUAACUUAUCUGUUUCUGGUGUUAUUGGGUGCAUGAGUUAAUACAUUUACUGUCAUCAACAGCAGUUAGUGCAAAACCUUCUUACCUCACAUUCCUAUUUCUGUCUGUCUCUAUUUUCAGAUCGAGAACAUGAAGUACAAAGACAAACGGAUGAAAAUCGUGAACGAGAUGCUGAACGGCAUCAAGGUAUUAGCUUGAAUAAUAACAUUGAAUUAGGUUUAAUAGGCUUAAUAUAACUGAUUAAAGGCUCAAUAUACCUAAUUAAAAGUAUGUUAGAGCAAUGGUGUGUGCUUGUCCUACUUCAUAUCUACAGUUUUCUUUGUCCCAGCACUAAACAGUGCAUUUGACUAUAUAUCUUAGAGAUAUUCUAUCAACAGUACGUUAUUAAGAGUACUUGAGUAAGAGGCCAAUCUGAAAUGUCAUGGCAUUAAUAAGUUCGCUGUUGGAGCUAAGUGCAGGUAGUCAAGGUAUUAUAGUGCUCAAUGGUAAAAUCAAAAUGUUCUACCAUCACAGCUAAGCCAAUAUGACACCAAUUUAAAUUAAACUUUUCUGUUUGAGGAGGUUUGAAUCCAAAGCAACCUGCCUACAAGUUGUUUGAUGUACAAUAGACCAACAUAGCUACUGUAGUAGGCCAAAGUUGUGUGCUGGAAAACCUUGGUAGAGCAUGGGUGAAGUAGGCCUUGUGGUGCUCAUGUGAAUGUUUUAAAUUUUUUUGGCUUCAGACUUGCCUAUUUCUUACUUAAAUCAUAGUUUUUGUGUUGAAUUAUAAUAGUUUUGUAAUAAUUAGUACUGUAAUAUUAUUUACCAUACAUUUUUAGUAUUGUAAUAUUAUAAUAUUGUAAUAUUUAUUAAGCUUUCGGGCUCUACUGUAAGAAGAGCUAACUCCCUCUGAGCAGGCCUGUGUGUGUGCAUGUGUGUGUGUGACUGUGUGUGUGUGUGUGUGACUUUGUGUGUGUGUGUGUGUGUGUGACUUUGUGUGUGUUUGUUGAAAAUGAAAAUGGCUGUGAAGUGCUGCUGCUUUGUGCUGCUGCUUUGUGCACAUUUUAACCACCCGGGGAUAUUGCUCUGAACUAAAGAGCCACUUCAGACUUUCUCACCUGCCGUUACUCUUAUUCCCACCUGUUCCACCUCCACCUCCCCCUCUCCUUUUCUCAUUUCCCUACCUCUCUCCCUCUUCUUCUCUCCUUCCCUCUCUCCCUUCCCUCUCUUCCCUCCCUCUCUUCCCUCAUUCCCUCUCUUAUUUUCUCCAUCCCCCACCCCCCUCCCUCCAACCUCUCACUCUCUCCCUCCCCUCCCACUCUCCAGAUCCUGAAGCUAUAUGCAUGGGAACCAUCAUUCCAGAACCAGGUGAUGGGGAUCAGAGAACAAGAGCUGGGGGUCAUGAGGAAGUUUGCCUACCUCUCCUCCGUCUCCACCUUCAUCUUCUCCUGUGCCCCCGCCCUGGUGAGUACUGCGAGCGAGAGACACACAUACACACACAUACAUACACACACACACACACACACACACACACACACACACACACACACACACACACACACACACACACACACACACUCUAACUAACCUGUGUAUCUCUCCAGGUCUCCUUGGCAACCUUUGCAGUGUUUGUAGCAGUGGACUCAGAGAACGUUCUGGAUGCAGGGAAAGCCUUCACCUCCAUCUCUCUGUUCAACAUCCUCCGCUUCCCUCUGGCAUUCCUACCCAUGCUCAUAGCUGCAAUGGUGCAGGUAGGACAACACACACGCACACACGCACACACACACACAUACAUCCACACACAUGCACACACACUGCACGCACAUCUUACAUUUUUAUUAUUAUAUUGACAUAAUUAAGUCUAAAUGACUUGUUUUUAGUUAAUUUCGCUUACCCCAAAAAUGCAUUUACUUUAAGAUAAUUUGUCUUGUAUCAAUAUAUUCUGACUUGUAUCGAACUAUUUUUGGGUUAAAAUAAGCAGUGCAGUAAUAUCAUUUAGCUUGGUAAGACACACACACAUACACACACACACUAAAUACACUAAAUGUGUGUUUGUCCCUCCAGACCAGCGUUUCUAAGACGCGUCUGGAGAAGUUCCUGGGAGGAGACGACCUGGACACCAACACCGUGCGUCACGACCCCAGCUUCAGUAGGUCACUGAGCUACUUGCUCUUUAACCCCAGAAAGCAAAACACUUUGAGACGGUUUCCCAGACACAGAUUAAGCCUAGUCCCAUGGACUAAGAAGCAUUUUCAAUUGAGAAUCUCCAUUUAGUCAAGGACUAGUCUUAAUCUGUGUCCAGGAAACCGUCCCUUUAUGUCAAUACUUUAGUUGCAUUAGUUGCAUUUAGUUUGCCGGUACAAUGAAACCAGUGGCAUAGUGGUCAAUAGUGCAAAUGGCCAAGUUAAAUCAAGCACCCCUCAAACCACAGGAAGCUGCUGAGGGGAGCACUGCUCAUAAUAGUGGCCGGAACGGAGCGAAUGGAAUGGCAUCAGACACAUGGAAACCUUGUGUUUGACGUAUUUGAUGCCAUUCCACCAAUUCCGCUCCAGCCAUUACCAUGAGCCUGUCCUCCCCAAUUAAAGUGCCACCAACCUCCUGUGCCUCAAACGUGUGUCUAUGUCUGUUCCCAGACACAGCCGUGAGUGUCUGUAAUGGAACCUUCGCUUGGGAGAAAGAUGCUGAACCUGUUCUCAAAAAGUGAGUUUCCCUCCUCUGUGGUUGUGUGGGUGUGUGUGUGCUUUAACAGAGAAGUCAAAUAUCAAAUCAAAGUUUAUUGUCAUAUGCACUGGAUACAGGGUAGUGUACACAGUACAACGGAUUGCUAACUUUCAGUUUAACCUCUCCUGUCAGUACAGCAGCUAUUAAAAGUGUAAAAAAAUGGUUCAAUAAAUACUCAGAUAUGCCUUGAGAGGUGUGGCUUUUGCAAUCAUCACCUCUGCUUUGUUAAAUGUGUUGUGUGCGCGUGUGUUUGUGUAUGUGUCAGUGUGUCAUUGGAAAUUAAGCCCGGCAGGCUGGUAGCAGUGGUGGGAGUGGUGGGUUCUGGGAAAUCUUCUCUGAUAUCAGCAAUGCUGGGAGAGAUGCACAGUGCAAAGGGCUUCAUCAAUGUACAGGUAACACACACACACGUCAUACAGUUAAUAAUAAUUGUUUUUACUGUUUUAAUACUCGCAUUAAAUACUCAAAUUAGUCAAUAUGACCUAUUUUAAAAUAAUGUAUUGAUUUGACAAAAACACAAACAUCACAAAAUGACACUGACACAUUCAACAAUUUCAAAGAGAGUGUGUGUGUGGGGGGGAGGGGUAAAUAAAUAAACAAACAAUACAGAAGACAGAUAUACACUUAGAUACGGUCCAUUUUUUUUCCAGGAGUGGGGCAGUCCCACUCCUCUCCUAUUUUUUAUUGGAUAGGAUAGUGAGAGGAGAGAGCGUGCUGGAAUAGCAGUGUGCUGGAUUCGAACCCAUGCUGCAGCAGAAUGUGUUCCCGAGGCAGCGGCUUAGACCAUUAGACCCCAUUUUUUUUGGUCACACACACCUGAUAAGUGCAGUGAAAUGUGUUGUUUUUACAUGGUCAGCCAUAGUAGUAUGGUGCCCCUGGAGCAAAUUAGGGUUAAGUGCCUUGCUGAAUGGCAAACCGACAGUUUUAUCACCUUCUUGGCUCAGGUAUUUCAAACCAGGAACCUUUUGGUUACUGUCUCAACGCUCUAAUCGCUAGGCUACCUGCUUCUAAUUAGAUUUAGUUCUUGACAAAACUGACAGCUCUGGUCCAAUUUGAACGUAUGCAGCCUCACAGUUAACCUUUCCAAUAUAAGAACGCUGAAAAAAGCAUGAUUGCACACACUGCAGGUUGAUGGAACCGUUUCCCAGUGAUUGGCUGCACCUCCAUAUUUGGACAGUGAAGCUUACAUUUUAAAUGUGGCUCUAUUAUCCAGCGUUUUGGAUUUGAGAUCAAGUGUUUUAUGAGGCGACAGGACAGAAUGUCACCUUUUAUUUGUGAGUAUUUUCAUACAUAUCUGUUUACCAUUUAGAAAUGAAAGCUCUUUAUGUAUCUAGUCCCCCAUUUCAAGAAGUCAUAAGUAUUUGGACAAAUUCACUUGUAGUGUAUUAAAGUAGUCAAAAGUGUAGUAUUUGGUUCCAUAUACCUAGCACGCAAUGACUCUAUCAGGGUUGUUCCUCUGCAAACUCGUUGGAUGCAUUUGCAGUUGGAUUUGGCUGUUUGGGGUUAUGUUCUGUCCAAUAGGAGCUGAAUGGUGAAUGAUGACUGGAGUAAUUUUCUUUCUAAGUGAUUAGGUGUUUCUGAAUAAUUCUAAAUCAAUCCGAUAUGCCAUGAUUAAGAAAAAUUCCAUGAAUAAUAAUGAGCGAGAAAGUUACAGAGGCCUCAAAAAAAAACAUGCUAACAUCUCACCAUUACCAAUAACAGGGGAGGUUAGCAUUUUUGGGGGGCAUUGACACUGAUAUAGGCCUACUGUAAAAUACAUUAUGUCUGAGCUAUGGACAUGCCAAAUGUUGUCAAUAAGCAAGAUUAAAUUCACUAUUGAUAAGACGUAAAAAGACAGUGAAUAAUUCCAAUCAAAUUCUAAUAAAAAGAAACAACAACUUGUUUUAAAUAGGCUAUGUCUAAUUACAGUUACAGACACCCUAAUUGCACCCCAUGGGCAUAUAAUAUUCAAAUCAAAUCACAUUUUAUUAGGCCUAAGACAACGUAGACUGUGGAACUUUUCACAGGAGCUGGAAAAUGAUCCAAUAUAAAGAGAAAGGGGGAAUGUCCACUAUAUAUAUAUAUAUAUAUAUAUAUAUAUAUAUAUAUAUAUAUAUAUAUAUAUAUAUAUAUAUAUAUAUAUAUAUAUAUAGCUAAGCUUACUAUUGCUGUUGAAAUGGCCAGUAGUGAGGUUUGCCACGUGAAAAGUAAACAAACAAACAAACAGGCAAAUAUAGCCUACAAGUGGAUUCAGAACCACAGACAGCGAUCGGAAUACCCUCGAUUUGACAGUUAGGUCCAACAGAGGAAAGUGGAAGAUGCAUUUUUUGACAGAAUAAUAAUGAAAAACAAUAAGCAGUCUUUUUAAAUUACUUGAUGUUCCUAAACAGGCGUACUACAGUCACUGACACCUUUCAUGCAAUGGGCAUUGCACAUAAUGAGUCCAAAUGUUUCACAGAAGCUGUACAAAAAUUAUGUCCAAUUGAAAUAAAAAAAGGGAAUGUCUGUUGACUGUUUUGAAGCUCGUGAUAUUUUAAUAAAACGUUGGUGAUGUACAUGAGGCUACUGUGUGUGACUCCGCUGGCAAAAUCAAUGCUAUAACCAAAUGCGUUACCGCUAACACUAGCUUUUGGUCGGUCUUAAAUAUCCCUAGUUGCGCCUAUUGGCACACCUCAAAUAUUUCCACCCCUUAAAUUGCAAAACUGACGUGCAUUUGACACUUCCGCCUCCUUACCACCAGCCGAAAAUAGAGCCCUUUAAGUGAAUUUGUCCAAAUACUUAUGACUUCUUCAAAUGGGGGAGACUAGAUACAUAAAGUGAUUUAAUUUCUAAACUGUAAAACAGAUAAGUAUGAAAAUACCCUCAAAUAAAAGGUGAAAUGAUGUACUGUUGCCUGAUAUGAAACAUUUUAUUUCAAAUCCAAAAUGCUGGAGUAUAGAGCCAAAUUGAAAAAUUCAGCGUUGUUGUCCAAAUACAUAUAGAGGAGAGUGUAAAUGUCAUUGCUAAAACUCUCUCUCUCCUCUUGCACUCUCUCCCCUCCCUUUCUUCCCACCCACUCCUUUUCCCUCUCUCCUCCUUCUUCACUCCCUCCCCUGCCUCUCUACCCACCCACCCACUCCCUUUCUCUCUCUCCUCCUGCACUCCCUCCCCUCCCUCUUUCCCACCCACUCCCUCUCUGUCGCCCACACUCCUUCCUCCCACCUCUUCCCUCUUCUGUCUCCCCUUCCGUCUCUGCUCUCUUCAGGGGUCGAUAGCCUUCGUGCCCCAGCAGGCCUGGAUCCAGAACGCCACUCUCAGGGACAACAUCCUGUUUGGCUCCCCACUGGAGGACUCUCGUUUCCAGGCUACGCUGGAGGCCUGCGCCCUAGGGCCCGACCUGGAGUUGUUGCCUGGGGGAGACCAGACUGAGAUCGGGGAGAAGGUGAGAGAGGACUGGGUGGUCUGGAGGUGGUUAGGGGAGAGAGGCUGGGGAGAACUCAUUGAGAUUGGGUCUGAGUCCCAAAUGGGCCUUUGAAUCAUAGUCAGUCAGUGUGUACACUAAAAACAACAAAUUCACGUGUCAGUGAUGAUGGACCGUGUUUUUGAUGGACCCUGUUUUUCCAUCAACACAGCUCAUUUAAAUGCAAAAACUAUGUUCUAUCUCUAUGGAUAAUGCCAUCUCUCGUAUCCAGCUAAUGACCAUGGUGGGGUCAAUUUCAUUUCAAUUCAGUCAAUUCAAGAAGUAAACUGUACAGCUAAUUAAAAUUCUAAUGCCAUAGAGAUUCAACUAUAUUAUUUCUCUAUAGCUAAUUCCAUCUCUCGUGUCCAGGUAUUGACCUAUGUCCCCGUUUCCCUCCCCUCCCCUCUCCUCCGCUCUCUUCUCCUCUCCUCCCUUCCCCUCUCCUUUCCUCCCCCAGGGUAUUAACCUGUCCGGGGGUCAGAAGCAGCGUGUGAGCCUGGCCAGGGCAGCCUACAGCCAGGCUGACGUUUACCUACUGGAUGACCCUCUCUCAGCCGUAGACUCUCAUGUGGGCAAACAUCUGUUUGAGGAGGUGGUGGGACCGACAGGAAUACUCAAGGAUAAGGUGAGUGGAAUGGCUAACCAAAUAAAUUAGCUAAAUUAGAUCAACAGACAGAUGGAUGAAUGGACGGACGCACAUAUGUCCUAUCUCUCUGAUCCCUCCGUGGACUUGUGACCCAUGGAGUACAGUUUCUCUCCUCUCCUCUCCUCCACCUCCUUCUCCUUUCUCUCCUCUCCUCUCCUGCCCAACCUCCUCUCAUCCCCUCCCUCUUCUCUUCCUCCUCAUCCUCUUCCUCAUCGUCCUCCUCUCUUACACCUUCUCCCUCUGUAGACCCGUAUCUUGGUGACCCAUGGAGUGAGCUUCCUGCCCUAUGUGGAUGAGAUCGUUGUAUUGAAAGACGGAUGUGUUUCUGAGGUCGGGUCAUACCAAAGUCUCAAGGACAGCAAGGGGGCUUUCUCUGAGUUCCUGGACACCUAUGCUAAAGAGGAGGGCAAGAAACACACUGGUGAGUGUGUGUGUGUGUAUAACUGUCUUUGUUGUCUGUGUGUGUGUAACUGGCUGUGUGUGUGUGUAACUGGUUGUGUGUGUGUGUUUAUCAACAGACCCAACCUCUGACUGUGAGGAGGUGGAGCUAGUCCCAGAUUUACAGGAUCCUCAGGCAGACGCCCCUCCUGAAGACAUUGUCUCUAUCACCCUGAAGAGAGAGAGCAGCAUCCGACGCAGCCAACGCAAUGGAAGGUAGGAGAGAGAGAGCGAGAGAGAAAGAAGGAGAGAGAGUCUGAAAUGGCUCUUUAGUUCAGAGCCAGAUUCCCGGGUGGUUAAAAGGUACACAAAGCAACAGCCAUUUUCAAUAAACCAUACAAAGCCUGUACACAAAUGCAUGCAUGCGCAUGCACACAUUCACACACACACACACACACAGACAAAAAUCUAAGGGCACACAAAGAACGUGAGGAUGGCUGGGGGUUGGUUCGAGGAUGGCUGGGGGUUGGUCCGAGGAUGGCUGGGGGUUGGUCCAAGGAUGGCUGGGGGGUGUUCCGAGGAUGGCUGGGGGGUGGUCUGAGGAUGGCUGGGGGGUGGUCAGAGGAUGGCUGGGGGGUGGUUCCGAGGAUGGCUGGGGAGUGGUCCGAUGAUGGCUGGGGGGGUGGUCUGAGGAUGGCUGGGGGGUGGUGUGAGGAUGGCUGGGGGGUGGUCCGAGGAUGGCUGGGGAGUGGUCCGAUGAUGGCUGGGGGGGUGGUCUGCGGAUGGCUGGGGGUUGGAGAAUUUAGCAUUUUUCAAACACCUGAAACAGCCUUUUCCUGGAAUCUAGAGCCAUAAUUAUUAUACUUCAUUCUAUGUAAAAAAAAAAAAAAAUGUUUAUUUUUCUGCAUAUCUAAGCAUACAUCUUGAGCUGCCUGUAUCCUCCUGACUGGUGUUUAUUUUUGUAUUAAAAUAUAUAUAUAUACUUUACCCCAAUUUGCGAUCCAGUCUCAUCGCUGCAACUCCCCAAUGGGCUCGGGAGAGGCAAAGGUUGAUUCAUGCGUCCUCCGAAACAUGACCCGCCAAAACGCGCUUCUUAACACAGAAGCCAGCUGCACCAAUGUGUUGGAGGAAACAGAAUCCAGGCGCCCGGCCCACAACAAGGAGCGCAAUGUGCCAAGUAAAGCCCCCCCGGCCAAACCCUCCCCUAACCCAGACGAUGCUGGGCCAAUUGUGCGCUACCCUAUGUGACUCCCGGUCACAGCCUACAGUAUGCUAAAAUCUGGGUAAAAGAUGGAAAGGAACGUGAGUCUUAUUCAGUACAUCUAGUAAUUGCUAACUUUUCCAAAGUCAAAAAAUCUUGCCAGCAGGCAUGCCAGCUAAGAUCGUUAGACAAGCUAGCUACUAUAACUUGAUUUAUAGCCUGAAAUGGCUUCUUGGCAGCUAGUUAUGAGGUUGGGAGAUUGGGAACCUAUUUGGACUAGCUAAAGCCAACUUCAUAAAAUUGCUAUUUAAAAAAUAUAUAUAUAUUAUUAUUUACAACACAUACAACAUAUCACACUAACCAAACAACAAAACACACCACAUGUAAACACGACACAUUGUUCUCGCUCAUCCUGGUACAAAUAAUUUUGACUCAUAAAGGCACAUUUCUAUACUUUCCUUUAUUUUCUUUGCGAAUCACAAUUUCAUCCAAACAAUACAUCAAAAUAAGGAUGUUGCAUAUAUGGACAUUUAUAACGAAAUUUCAAAAACAAUAAAUAAAUAGGUACUUAAUAUUAUGAAUAAUGAUAGUUUCUCAUUAUAUACAUGAUUUGUAUGAAUGACAUAUUAUUGAUUGAUAUAAUGAUUUUGUAUCAAUACACAUGAUUGGUAUUAAUUACAUAUUAUAAAUAACAUACAUUUCCCCAUGUUUUCAUUCACUCCAAGACAGUAACUUCAAACUUGGGCCAUAUUUCUUCAUAUUCUUUUGACUUUGCAUUAUCCAUUUGCAAUAGUUUUAUCAAAUUUGACAGUGUUCAUUGACAGUUUGAGCCAUUCUGCAAAUGUUCCUCUCCCAAUGCCUUAAAAUUACCCUUUUAGCAAUGCGAGUUGGGGUCCUGAGCAUGGAAGAAUUUGGUGUAUUUUCUGGGAGGUUAAUUCCCAGCAAGAUAAAGCCUGCAUUUGAGUGUAGUCUAUUUUCUAUUGCGCCUUGAAAUAGAGAUAAUAUCAUUUUCCAAUAUGUUUCCAACUUAGGACACUUGACCAAGAUAUACAAGCCCGGCAUCAUCUGAUUUACAUCUCCAACAUUUGCGGUCGGUUGUCAUUUUUGCCUUUUACAUUUUAGAGGGAGUCCAGUAACUUCUAUUAAUUAUAUUAUACUGAACCAUUUGUGCUUUAGACUCUCUGCGUGUUUAAAAAAAGUUUUUCCACACCUUUUUCUAUUCAAUUUAUUGUAUAUUCAUCUUCAAAUCUUUACCCCAUUUUUCUCUUAAGGGAAGGUUUAGUCCCCUUGCUUUUUUGUUUAAGAAUUUAUACACCCUGGAUGCCAGGUGGUCUUUGGAAUGGACACCCUUUAUGAAACUUUCCAAUUCGUUCAAAUCAUGUUUAAAUGUGUUGUUCUAUCGGCCGACUUGACUGCCUGUACAAUCUGAAUGAUUGUAAAAUGGUUGGUAGAGCCGGUCUUAUCCUUCAGUUCAUUCAGAUCCAUAAUUUUACCAUCUUUAUACAAAUCAGACACGGUCCAAACUCCAUCUGUAGCCAAUCUCUCCACAAUAACGGUCUGUGAUUGAUUAAUAUGUGCAGAUUGCUCCAGAUGGUUGCUUAAAAAGAGGUACAUAAGGAGACUGCACAUUUAUUUCCAACAAUUUUAAGAACGUUCCAAGAAGCAGAUAUUGUUGGAAUGUUCUUUCAGUAUUCAGGUAGCAUUCCGUAUGCUAUCAAUCUAAGUGGCAUGGGGUGGAACAUUUCUUCUUCAAUUGCUACCCAAGAGGGGGGUUAUUUUGGUGGGUAGAGCCAGUAUAUAAUUGGUCUGGCUACAUACAGUGAUGGAAAAAAGUAUUUGAUCCCCUGCUGAUUUUGUACGUUUACCCACUGACAAAGACAUGAUCAGUCUAUAAUUUUAAUGAUAGGUUUAUUUGAACAGUGAGAGACAUAAUAACAACAACAAAAUCCAGAAAAACGCAUGUCAAAAAUGUUAUAAAUUGAUUUGCAUUUUAAUGAGGGGAAAUAAGUAUCUGACCCCCUCUCAAUCAGAAAGAUUUCUGGCUCCCAGGUGUCUUUUAUACAGGUAACGAGCUGAGAUUAGGAGCACACUCUUAAAGGGAGUGCUCCUAAUCUCAGCUUGUUACCUGUAUAAAAGACACCUGUCCACAGAAGCAAUCAAUAAAUCAGAUGCCAAACUCUCCACCAUGGCCAAGACCAAAGAGCUCUCCAAGGAUGUCAGGGACAAGAUUGUUGACCUACACAAGGCUGGAAUGGGCUACAAGACCAUCACCAAGCAGCUUGGUGAGAAGGUGACAACAGUUGGUGCGAUUAUUCGCAAAUGGAAGAAACACAAAAGAACUGUCAAUCUCCCUCAGCCUGGGGCUCCAUGCAAGACUCACCUCGUGGAGUUGCAAUGAUCAUGAGAACAGUGAGGAAUCAGCCCAGAACUAUACAGGAGGAUCUUGUCAAUGAUCUCAAGGCAGCUGGGACCAUAGUCACCAAGAAAACAAUUGGUUUUCACACUACGCCGUGAAGGACUGAAAUCCUGCAGCGCCCGCAAGUUCCCCCUGCUCAAGAAAGCACAUAUACAUGCCCGUCUGAAGUUUGCCAAUGAACAUCUGAAUGAUUCAGAGGAGAACUGGGUGAAAGUGUUGUGGUCAGAUCAGACCAAAAUCGAGCUCUUUGGCAUCAACUCAACUCACCGUGUUUGGAGGAGGAGGAAUGCUGCCUAUGACCCCAAGAACACCAUCCCCACCGUCAAACAUGGAGGUGGAAACAUUAUGCUUUGGGGGUGUUUUUCUGCUAAGGGGACAGGACAACUUCAUCGCAUCAAAGGGAAGAUGGAUGGGCCAUGUACCGUCAAAUCUUGGGUGAGAACCUCCUUCCCUCAGCCAGGGCAUUGAAAAUGGGUUGUGGAUAUGUAUUCCAGCAUGACAAUGACCCAAAACACACGGCCAUAGCAACAAAGGAGUGGCUCAAGAAGAAGCACAUUAAGGUCCUGGAGUGGCCUAGCCAGUCUCCAGACCUUAAUCCCAUAGAAAAUCUGUGGAGGGAGCUGAAGGUUCGAUUUGCCAAACGUCAGCCUCAAAACUUUAAUGACUUGGAGAAGAUCUGCAAAGAGGUGUGGGAAGAAAUCCCUCCUGAGAUGUGUGCAAACCUGGUGGCCAACUACAAGAAACGUCUGACCUCUGUGAUUGCCAACAAGGGUUUUGCCACCAAGUACUAAGUCAUGUUUUGCAGAGGGGUCAAAUACUUAUUUCCCUCAUUAAAAUGCAAAUCAAUUCAUAACAUUUUUGACAUGCGUUUUUCUGGACUUUUUUGUUGUUAUUCUGUCUCUCACUGUUCAAAUAAACCUACCAUUAAAAUUAUAGACUGAUCAUGUCUUUGUCAGUGGGCAAACGUACAAAAUCAGCAGGGGAUCAAAUACUUUUUUCCCUCACUGUAUGACAUGUAAUAUGUUUUAAUAUCAGGAAGUGCCAUGCCACCUUUAUAUUUUGGCAUCAUUAGUUUCUAUAAGCCGAUGCGGUGUUGCUUUGAAUUCCAUAUACAUUUAGUGAUAAUUUAAUUGAUCUUCUUAAAGAAGGGAUUGCGGUAGAUUGAGAGGUAACAUGCUUAGUUUGUAAUUGAUUGUUGGAGCCACUGUCAUUUUUAUUAUUUCAAUUCUUGCUCGGAACGUUAAAAAGAGGGAGGACCAUCUUACAAAGUCUGCUUUCAAGGAAUUCACAAUAGCUUCCAAGUUCUCUUCAACCAUUAACUUAAUAUUUGAUGAUAGGAAAAUACCAAGAUAUUUCAGACCUUCCGGAGCCCAAACAAAAUUUAAAUCUGAAAUUUGGUCUUCAGUACAUAGAUCAUUUAUCGGAGUAACCUCUGACUAUUUCCAGUUUAUUUUGAAGCCAGCAAUCUCUGACCAACUUAAGUAGCCCCGUAAUUGACGUUUUUGGAUUCCUAACAAACAAUAACAUGUCAUCUGCAUACACUGCCAGUUUAUGCUCAUGCUUUACCACCACAAUACCUUCAAUAUCAGUUAUCAUCUUAUGGCUUCUGCUAAUGGUUCUAAUGCUAAAACAAAGGGCAAGGGAGACAUCGGACAUCCCUGCCUUGUGCCCCUCUCCAACGGAAAUAAAUAAUAUAUAAUACCAUUUGUUAUAACUGCUGCUAUAGGGCUAUUGUAUAUAUCGGAAACCCAUCUUAUAAUUAAAGGACCAAACCCAAAUCUUUCUAUUGUAUAGAAUAAAAAUGUCCACUCUACUUGAUUAAACGCUUUUUCAGCGUCAAGUGAUAAUGCUACAGCUGGUACCUUCAACAUCACAGCUUUAUACACCAAAAUGCCCCUGCAUUAUCUGAGCUACAUCGAUUUGAAAUGAAACCAACCUGGUCAGUUGAAAUCAAAGGGUGAAUAACUUUCCUAAGUCUGUUUGCUAAUAAUUUAGAAAGUAUCUUAAAAAUCAACAUUCAGUAAAGCGAUUGGUCUAUGGUUAGAGCAUUGAGACAGGUCUUUCCCCCUUUAGCAAUGAGUGUGAUAAUUGCCUCAGCAGUAGUUCCAUUUACAAUACCAUGAUCCAAAACAUUAUUAUACCGUCUAAGCAGUAUUGGUGAAAGUAUAGUUGCAAACUGCUUAUAAAAUUCUGAGGUAUAACCAUCACUUCCCGGUGCCUCUAAUUUUGGGAGCUCUACAAUGGCAUCGUGGAUUUCCUGUAUUGAGAUUGGUUCAUCCAGUUGGGACUUAAGCACAUCGUGCAACUUUGGUAAAUUAAUGCAAUCAAAAAAAGUCUAAAGGUCUUUCUCAGUACAAUACGUUUUUGAGUUGUAGAAAUACUUACAUAAGUAUUCAGACCCUUUACUCAAUACUUUGUUGAAGCACCUUUGGUAAUGAUUACAGCCUCAAGUCUUCUUGAGUAUGACGCUACAAGCUUGGCACACCUGUAUUUGGGGAGUUUCUCCCAUUCUUCUCUGGAGAUCCUCUCAAGCUCUAUCAGGUUGGAUGGGGAGCGUCACUGCACAUCUAUUUUCAGGUCCCUCCAGAGGUGUUCGAUCGGGUUCAAGUCCGGGCUCUGGCUGGGCCACUCAUGGACAUUUAGAGUCUUGUCCAGAAGCCAUUCCUGCGUGGUCUUGGCUAUGUGCUUAGGGUCGUUGUCCUGUUGGAAGGUGAACCUUCACACCAGUCUCAGGUCCUGAGCGCUCUGGAGCAUAUUUUCAUCAAGGAUAUCUCUGCACUUUGCUCCUUUCAUCUUUCCCUUGAUCUUGACUUGUCUCCCAGUCCCUGUCGCUGAAAAACAUCCCCACAGCAUGAUGCUGCCACCACCAUGCUUCACCGUAGAGAUGGUGACAGGUUUCCUCCAGACGUGACGCUUGGCAUUCAGGCCAAGGAGUUCAAUCUUGGUUUCAUCAGACCAGAGAAUCUUGUUUCUCAUGGUCUGAGAGACUUUAGGUGCCUUUUUGCAAACGCCAAGCGGGCUGUCAUGUGCCUUUUACUGAGGAGUGGCUUCCGUCUGGCCACUGAUUGGUGGAGUGCUGCAGAGAUGGUUGUCCUUCUGGAAGGUUCUCCCAUCUCCCAGAGGAACUCUGGAGCUCUGUCAGAGUGACCAUUGGGUUCUUGGUCACCUCCCUGACCAAGGCCCUUCUCCCCCGAUUGCUCAGUUUGGCUCUAGGAAGAGUCUUGGUGGUUCCAAAAUGAUUCAAUUUAAGAAUGAUGGAGGCCACUGUGUUCUUGGGGACCUUCAAUGCUUCCCCAGAUUGGUUCCUCGACAUAAUCCUGUUUCGGAUCUCUACGGACAAUUCCUUCGACCUCAUGGCUUGGUUUUUGCUAAACAGGUGUGAGCCUUUACCACAGGUGGACUCCAAUCAAGUUGUAGAAAUAUCGCAAGGAUGAUCAAUGGAAACAGGAUGCAUCUGAGCUCAAUUUCAAAUCUCAUAGCAAAGAGUCGGAAUACUUAUGUAAAUAAGGUAUUUGUUUUAUUUUAUUUUUUACAACAAACCUGUUUUCACUGUCAUUAUGGGGUAUUGUGUGUAGAUUGAGGGCUUAAAAAAAAAAUCCAUUUUAGAAUAAGGCUGUAACGUAACAAAAUGUGGAAAAAGUCAAGGGGUCUGAAUACUUUCCAAAUGCACUGUAAUUACGUAAUUCUAGGACUUUAAUUUUCCUUUCAAACUCAGUUUCUUUUUCAAGUCGUUUCCUCCUUUUCCAGCCAGAAUAACCUUGAAUUGUACCCUCAUAAAAAUGGUGGCUAGUAGUAUUACAGAGAAACAACAACAACAAAAACAGAACAAAGCUGAGGGGUCACGUGCCCCUGUGCCCCCUAUGGGUAUGACCCCUCUGCAAACAGAGAGAACGAACUAGAGAGAGAGAGAGAGAGAGAGAGAGAGAGAGAGAGAGAGAGAGAGAGAGAGAGAGAGAGAGAGAGAGAGAGAGAGAGAGAGAGAGAGAGAGAGAGAGAGAGAGAGAGAGAGAGAGAGAGAGAGAGAGAGAGAGAGAGAGAGAGAGAGAGAGAGAGAGUCCUUAUAUAGGCCUACUACCAUUGUCACUUUAGUACAUCAUUUGUGAAUGACUCCAUCUUCUCUCUCUCUCCUCCUUGCCCUUCAUCCUUCCAUCUUCUACAGUGAGAAUCGACAUUAUUUCACUCCACCUUCAAAACAUUUUCCUCCUCCAAUACCGCUGACAUUUAAGUAUUUGUGUUUAUUAUCGAACAUACACUCACACUUUCCCCUCCUUUUCUCCUCCAUCCCCUCACCUCUUUUCCCAAUCUGUGUGUGUUUCCCAGUGUCAGGUUGAGAAAGAACAGUUCCCUAAAGAAACCGAAGCCACCUGCUGACGACGAGACCAAGAAAGGCCAGAGGCUGAUCGAGAAGGAAACCAUGGAGACGGGACAGGUAUAUUGUGGACAGUAAAUUGUGGGCUGUAUUGACUUAGAGCCUUGGUAUGGAGGUGGAAAAAGCAAGACCACUUACUGUUUGUAGAACCCUGCAAGAACCCAGAAAUCAAAUGCACUAGUCUACAAACUCAAUGGCAACUGGUCAUUCAAGGCAUGGGGCGCGCAUUGUAUGAGAAAUCAUAUGCACUCAAAAGAGUCCUUCUAGUGGUAAUAAUAGUAAUAAUAACCCCAAUACAUCCUGUUGAAACUAUAAUUUGUUUAAUAUUAAAAGCUGAAAAGCAUUCAGAGAAAAAAACAUCUAACAGUAAAGAUUCUCUCUUUGAAGUGUAUGUAGUUAAAAGACAUCCAUCGUUCUCUCUUUGUUGUCUCUCUCUCAAUUCAUUUCAAUUUGAGGUGCUUUAUUGGCAUGAUUAUUUUUCUUCUUCUGUCUCUCUCUAUCUUUCUCCCUCUCUCUCCGUCUCUCUCUUUCUCUCUCUCCAGGUGAAGUUCUCGGUGUAUCUCCAGUACCUACGUGCAAUGGGCUGGGGCUACUCCAUCAUGUUCUUCCUGGUGUACUUCAUCCAGAACGUGGCUUUCAUUGGUCAGAACGUGUGGCUGAGUGACUGGACCAAUGAUGCAGAGGAUUACUACAACAUAACCUACCCCACCUGGAAGAGGGACACUCGGAUUGGUGUAUUCGGUGCGCUGGGCGUGGCUCAAGGUAAGAGGAGAAGAAGAGAAAGAGAAAAGUUGCUUCAUUGUCCAUGUUAAAUACACCUUAUGAAGUAGGUGAGCGUGAGAGAAGAAUAAGACUGUAUUGUCCAUUUGUAGACACACACACACACCUGUUUUAUUAAAAUGGUCUCCUCUCCUCACAACAGGUUUAUUUGUAUUCAUGGGCACCCUACUCCUGGCUAACGGCUCUAUCAAUGCGUCUCGUAUCCUCCACUCCCGGCUGCUCAACAACAUUCUUCGUGUUCCCAUGAUGUUCUUUGACACUACGCCAUCCGGCAGGGUUGUCAACCGCUUUGCCAAGGUAUAGGGGCUAAACCUGCAACUGUGCUGUGUUCAUUAGGCACCAAAUGAAGAAAAAAAUACGGACUGAAACACAGAGGAACUAUCUGGACUUCGGUCACAAAUGUUUUCCUUUGCAAAACGUUUUAAAACGCUUUCCAUUGCGUGCCCUAAUGAACGUAGCUCUGGCGUAUUUGAAUAUUCCAUUACCCCUGCGUUCGCUUUAUCCUUGUUGGUGAUGCCAUAUUACUGUUUGAUGAUGUCACCACCUGUUUCCUGUUGUAGGACAUAUUCACAGUGGACGAGGCCAUCCCCCAAUCGUUUCGCUCCUGGAUCAUGUGUUUCCUGGGUGUGCUUGGAACGCUGUUUGUCAUCUGCCUGGCAACGCCCAUUUUCACCGCCAUCAUCGUCCCUCUGGCUGUGGUCUACUACUUCGUUCAGGUAGAGAGAGAGAAACAGAGAAAGGAGUGUGUGGUUGGAGGAGAGAGGGAGGGAAAGGGACUGAGCAAUGAUGUAUAUAAAUCCUAGAUGACUAACGGGGGGUCUGUUUUGAAGCCACUGCACAGCCAUUUUUGUACUCCUCCACCAUUGUAAAAAAUAUUUGGGAAGCUAUAGAAAUACAUUUAUUAAUGUCAACAUACAUUUUUGCCAAGUAUACAGGUAUGUACAGUUGAAGUCAGAAGUUUACAUACACCUUAGCCAAAUACAUUUAAACUGUUUUUCACAAUUCCUGAUAUUUAAUCCUAGUAAAAAUUCCCUGUGUUAGGUCAGUUAGGAUCACCACUUUAUUUUAAGAAUGUGAAAUGUCAGAAUAAUAGUAAAGGGUGAUUUAUUUCAGCUUUCAUUUCUUUCAUCACAUUCCCAAUCGGUCAGCCGUUUACAUACACUCAAUUAGUAUUUGGUAGCAUUGCCUAUAAAGUGUUUAACUUGGGUCAAACGUUUUGGGUAGCCUUCCACAUGCUUUCUAUAGGAAUGAGGUCAGGGCUUUGUGAUGGCCACUCCAAUACAUUGACUUUGUUGUCCUUAAGCCAUUUUGCCACAACUUUGGAGGUAUGUUUGGGGUCAUUGUCCAUUUGGAAGACCCAUUUGCGACCAAGCUUUAACUUCCUGAUUGAUGUCUUGAGAUGUUGCUUCAAUUUAUUCACAUAAUUGUCCUUCCUCAUGAUGCCAUCUAUUUUGUGAAGUGCACCAGUCCCUCCUGCAGCAAAGCACCCCCACAGCAUGAUGCUGCCACCCCCGUGCUUCACGGUUGUGAUGGUGUUCUUCGGCUUGCAAGCCACCCCCCUUUUUCCUCCAAACAUAACGAUGGUCAUUAUGGCUAAACAGUUCUAUUUUUGUUUCAUCAGACCAGAGGACAUUUCUCCAAAAAGUACGAUCUUUGUCCCCAUGUGCAGUUGCAAACUGUAGUCUGGCUUUUUUAUGGCGGUUUUGGAGCAGUGGCUUCUUCCUUGCUGAGCAGCCUUUCAGGUUAUGUCGAUAUAGGACUAGUUUUACUGUGGAUAUAGAUACUUUUGUACCUGUUUCCUUCAGCAUCUUCACAAGGUCCUUUGCUGUUGUUCUGGGAUUGAUUUGCACUUUUCGCACCAAAGUACGUUCAUCUCUAGGAGACAGAACGCGUCUCCUUCCUGAGUGGUAUGACGGCUGCGUGGUCCCAUGGUGUUUAUACUUGCGUACUAUUGUUUGUACAGAUGAACGUGGUACCUUCAGGCAUUUGGAAAUUGCUUCCAAGAAUGAACCAGACUUGUGGAGGUUUACCUUUUUUUUCUGAGGUCUUGGCUGAUUUCUUUUGAUUUUCCCAUGAUGUCAAGCAAAGAGGCACUGAGUUUGAAGGUAGGCCUUGAAAUACAUCCACAGGUACACCUCCAAUUGACUCAAAUGAUGUCAAUUAGCCUCUCAGAAGCUUCUAAAGCCAUGACAUCAUUUUCUGGAAUUUUCCAAGCUGUUUAAAGGCACAGUCAACUUAGUGUAUGUAAACUUCUGACCCACUGGAAUUGUGAUAUAGUGAAUUAUAAGUGAAAUAAUCUGUCUGUAAACAAUUGUUGGAAAAAUUACUUGUGUCAUACACCGACUUGCCAAAACUAUAGUUUGUUAACAAGACAUUUGUGGAGUGGUUGAAAAACAACACUUACCUACCAGUCCAUGAGAACGGUGGCCAUUUCGGCAUCACUCUUCCAUCUUUCAAAAUUAAUUCCAAUGUUUAUCCGGUUUCUGGAUUGGUUAUGAUGAACAGUCUUUUUCUCGCUUCUUUUUCAAUUUUGGGGUUGAGUUGAUUCAGAUCCAAGAACUGAGAAUGAUGCUUGUUGGUGUCGACAUUAUCAGAAAACGUUGUCCCUGCUACCAGGACAGUUUAUCUGCAAACAACUUAGCUAGCUAGCUAGUUUGUUGGCUUUGUCUGCUCUGUGUUUGUUUCUGGCGGCUGUAACUUGCAUGUGACUUUCACUUCCUCUCCUGCUCUGGGUACCAUGGCAGCAGGGUCAUUAGAGUAGGCGGGAUUUAGCGCAAAGACAAACACACCUUGCCCAGAAGGCCAGCCCAAGACGGCUCAGCGCUCAACCCCCUUGUUUUCGUUCAAAGUGAAAUGACAACACAAAGAAGUGGGGUGGCAUGGGGGCGCCCACGACCUUCGGAAUCCAUAAUUAAAAAAAAUAUAUGACUAUAUAAAAAACUAUAAAUCCUUAAAAGUAGAAUUUUAAGAGAGUACUAAUGUUACUGUCCCCACUUCAACAAAUACAGUAAUUUGGGCCUUGAAAAUGUUUCUUGAAAUACUGUAGAAUUCCAUUAAUUCCUAUGGAGGACUGCUCCUUCUGAGUACCAAUAUGGAGGAUGGUGGCUUCAAAGCUUCUUAUUGGCCAAUACAGACACUAUAUAUACAAAAGUAUGUGGACACCCCUUCAAAUUAGUGGAUUUGGCUAUUUCAGCAACACCUGUUGCUGACAGGUGUAUCAAAUCGAGCAUACAGCCAUGCAAUCUCCAUAGACAAACAUUGGUAGUAGAAUGGCCUUACUGAAGAGCUCAGUGACUUUCAACAUGGCACCGUCAUAGGAUGCCACCUUUCCAACAAGUCAGUUCGUCAAAUGUCUGCCCUGCUAGAGAUGCCCCGGUCAACUGUAAGGGCUGUUAUUGUGAAGUGGAAACGUCUAGCAGCAACAACGGCUCAGCUGCGAAGUGGUGGGCCACACAAGCUCACAGAAUGGGACCACCGAGUGCUGAAGCUCGUAGCGCAUCAAAACCGUCUGUCUUCGGUUGCAACGCUCACUACCGAAGGAGCUUCAUGAAAUGGGUUUCUAUGGUCGAGCAGCCGCACACAAGCCUAAGAUCACCAUGUGCAAUGCCAAGCUUCGGCUGGAGUGGUGUGAAGCUUGCUGCCAUUGGACUCUGGAGCAAUGAAGAUGCAUUCUCUGGAGUGAUGAAUCACGCUUCACCAUUUGGCAGUCCAGCGGACAAAUCAGGGUUUGGCGGAUGCCAGGAGAACGCUACCUGCCCCAAUGCAUAGUGCAACCUUAAAGUUUGGUGGAGGAGGAAUAAUGGUCUGGGGCUGUUUUUCAUGGUUCGGGCUAGGCCCCUUAGUCCCAGUAAAGGGAAAUCUUAACGCUACAGCAUACAAUGACAUUCUAGACGAUUCUGUGCUUCCAACUUUGUGGCAACAGUUUGGGGAAGGCCCUUUCCUGUUUCAGCAUGACAGUGCCCCCGUGUACAAAGCGUGGUCCAUACAGAAAUGGUUUGAAUGGAAGCAAGUCCCCGCAGCAAUGUUCCAACAUCUAGUGGAAAGCCUUCCCAGAAGAGUGGAGGCUGUUAUAGCUGCAAAGGGGGGACCAACUCCAUAUUAAUGCCCAUGAUUUUAGAAUGAGAUGUUCGACGAGCAGGUGUCCACAUACCUUUUGGUCAUGUAGUGUAGCACCAGCAAUCUAGGGUAUACAGUACUUUUUAUUUUUUUUAUUUUUUAACAUUUUUACAUACAUGCUUUACCAACUGAGCUACAGGAGGCCUACAUCAUUGGGACUGAAAGGAAUGGGGGAGAGAGACGGAGGGAGAGGGUGGAAAAGAGCGAGAGAGGGAGAGAGUGGGGGCAGAUAAAGAUGGUCCUGUCGCUGACCACGUUUACAUGCGUACAGUAUUCCGGAUAAUAGCUCAUAUCCCGGUUAAGAUCUUAUUCAGGAUAAGAUGUUUAUAUGCACCUUUGAUACCCGCUUACGAGUUUCCAUAUAUCCACGAAUAAACAGAAUAUUCCUAAUUUGCCCAGGGACGGCGUAACGAUUUUUUUGACAUGGAGUUUUUAAGUCUCAUUUAGAUAUAGUAUUUGUCUGCUUAUAAUAAGCUAUUUGUUAGUAAUCUUGUCUAUAAUUAGAUACAUGCAGCUUCUCUUCUGUCAUUACUUGAUGCUCUAGAAUACUAAUUAUACAAUGGGUGGUUUGGAAUUCCCAUUAUUAAAGCCUCUCCUGCCCAUGAUACAGUAUAUGAGACAACAUACACAUGGCCACGUGCAUAUGAAGUGGCAUCGUUUACGUCGUUAGCUAGCAACGCACUGCCACUACUACUUUUACAACUACUAGCAUUAGCACCUGUAAGUCGUCAUGGAUGAUUUUAAAGUUACUUUUGAUUUUGUUUUAUCCACUAACGUUUGAAGAAUGGUGCCAACAAGAAGAGGAGGAGGAUAUGAAAGAAAUAAAACACGAAGAAGAGCAAGUGGACCAUCAACCUGAGCCUAGUGUUAACGUUAGACAUGCAGAAAUCAGUAACGUUAGCGCUGCUAUAGACGACAUAGAAAAGGAGAGAAAUGAAAGAAGCUACCUAGCGGAAUUUCUAUGCCACCUACUGAAUACGGUGUGGUUUGAUUUGCAGUUGCACUUUGGCCGAAGAGGCAAUGAAGGAAAUCGCAAACUGAAGCCUCGCAAACUGAAGCCAGACUCAUUCGUAAUUAAAAGAAGACAAAAAUGGUUUGAGAUAUGGAACUGAGUUUCAAUGAAGAAACAAAAAUGCAAUGGAAAGAGACAGAGAGAAUCGUCCUGGCUACAUGUAUGAGAACCUAGGCAAUGAGCUCUGCCCCGUGGAAAUGUGCAAUUCAGUAUCAUAAAUUAAUAGCUGUCGAUGCUGUGACCAUCUGAAAAAAAAUGUCAUUGUGGUUUCUAUUCUGAUCUGUGUCAAUGUCUUUGCUACAAUGUUUCAGCACUGUUUUCAGAUCCACGGACAGCGCCCUUAAUGUUUCAAUCUGCCAUUCAAUUUUCCUAUGCGUAGACCAGACGUGCGCUGUUUUCAGAAUCAUGGACAGCGUCUCUAGAAACCAAGGUUCUGGAACUAUCAACCAGCGCUUGGGUAGUUUUGCUUUACAUGGCAGUCAAUACGAAUAGAACUAACGACCAGAGAAUGCCUAAAAUGUCACUUGACAACCAGUGUUAGUGAAUGUAGCAUCACUUUUUGUUGAAAAAUGUAUGGUUUGGGAAAUAAUCUUGAUUUUUAAUGGUAACCCAUUGUAUUAAAGCAAUAAUACACUCGAGUCCAUGUGUUAUGACAUUUUUAUCAUGGCUGUGGUGGUCUAUGCCACUCGGCAUCGCAUCCUGGCUAUGACCACGUCACAGCCAUGAUAAAAAUGUCAUAACACAUGGCCUCGAGUGUAUUAUUGCUUAAAUAAAGCCUUGCUCACCAGAAUAAUGUCAUAAAUGAUAGAAUGAAUGCAUCAUCAACCAUCUAGUUGACAUCGGUAAACCAGCGAGAUUUCUGUGUAUAAUUUCCAAAUUACAUCAGUUUGUUGACCGGUUUUAAGGAAAUGAACAGCUGUGAAAACUAUCCAACAUGUUUUUGAUAGUAUUUCAGUUAGUCUUGGAUGCAUAUUUUAUGUGGUUGAAGGUUAAAUACUGUCAACUUUUAGUCUAAAUAACACGUGGGCAUUCAUUCACAUUUUCUCAAGAUGAAAUAAAUAAUAUUUCUCCACUCCUGUUCCCGAGACAGAAUUAACAUUUGGUCUAUAAUUUUACUCCAAGAAACACUUAAUUCUGCAGGAGUACUAUAAUAGGCUACAUGUGAGGCCUACAGUCAGUGUCCAGACUUCAGUUACUAUUCCAACUAUUACUGUUCCCAUCUGAACUUCAAAGGUGAUACUAUGCAAAACUGAGUCUGCGCAGACCCCCAAAAAACGACAGUAAACGGGAUAAGAUGUUUACAUGCAUAUCCCAGGCAUCUUAUUUGGGUUUCUCAAAACCGGGAUAGGAGCUUAUUCGGGUUAUUGUAAACGGGAUAUGAUGUUUAUAUGCGUCAAUUCAAAAACAGAAUACUUGAGUAUCCCGAAUAAUAACAGGAUAUUGGUGUGCAUGUAAACGUGGUCAGUGCCACAUCAGUAUAUGAUUUGUGAAUAAUUUAUUCUCUCUCUCCUUCACUCCAUUCCUCCAUCUUCUCUCUCUCCCCUCAGCGUUUCUAUGUGGCGACCUCACGGCAGCUGCGUCGUCUGGACUCGGUGUCUCGGUCUCCCAUCUACUCUCACUUCGGAGAGACAGUGUCUGGUCUGUCGGUCAUCCGGGCCUAUGGACACCAGGAACGCUUCCUCAAACACAACGAGAAAGUCAUUGAUGAAAACCUCAAGUCGGUCUACCCGUGGAUAGUCUCCAACAGGUCAGGAACACACUCAGUUUUCUUCAUAUCAAAACAGCACUCCAUAAUGUGCAGUUCCUUUCUGUCUGAAAUGUUACGGUGUAUCUGUGAUGUCUAAUGUUUGACUAAAUGUCUGUUAGUCUUGUCAGUCUUGUCUCUCUGUCUCACAUGAAGUUGCUGAGGGGAGGAUGGCUCAUAAUAAUGGCUGGAAGGGAGUGAAUGGAAUGGUUUCAACCACAUGGAAACUAUGUGUUUGACGUGUUCGAUACCAUUCAAUUUAUUCCGUUCCAGCCAUUACUAUUUGUAUUUGUAUUUAUUAUGGAUCCCCAUUAGCUGCUGCCAAGGCAGCUGGGGUCCAGCAAAAUUAAGGCAGUUAUACCAUUUUAAAAACAUUACAAUAUAUUCACAACAGAUUUCACAACACAUUAAGUGUGUGCCCUCAGGCCCUUAUUAUAUCUCCACAUAUCUAUAACACAACAUCAAUGUGUACGUGUGUGUAUAGUGCGUAUGUUGUCGUGUGGUUGUAUGCAUGUGUCUGUGCCUAUGUUUGUGUUGCUUCACAGUCCCCACUGUUCCAUAAGGUGUAUUUGUAUCAUUUUUUAAAAUCAAAUUUUACUGCUUGCAUGAGUUCCAUGUAGUCGUGGCUCUAUGUAGUACUGUGCGCCUCCCAUAGUCUGUUCUGGAUUUGGGGACUGUGAAGAGACCUCUGGCGGCAUGUCUUGUGGGGUAUGCAUGGGUGUCUGAGCUGUGUGCCAGUAGUUCAAACAGACAGCUCGUGCAUUCAACAUGUCAAUACCUCUCACAAAUACAAGUAGUGAUGAAGUCAAUCUCUCCUCCACUUUGCGCCAGGAGAGAUUGACAUGCAUAUUAUUAAUGUUAGCUCUCUGUGUACAUCUAAGGGCCAGCCGUGCUGCCCUGUUCUGAGCCAAUUGCAAUUUCCUAAGUCCUUCUUUGUGGCACCUGACCACACGACUGAACAGUAGUCCAGGUGCGACAAAAUUAGGGUCUGUAGGACCUGCCUUGAUAGUGUUGUUAAGAAGGCAGAGCAGCGCUUUAUUGUAGACAGACUUCUCCCCAUCUUAGCUACUGUUAUAUCAAUAUGUUUUGACCAUGACAGUUUACAAUCCAGGGUUACUUCAAGCAGUUUAGUCACCUCAACUUGCUCAAUUUCUACAUUAUUCAUUACAAGAUUUAGUUGAGAUUUAGGGUUUAGUGAAUGAUUUGUACCAAAUACAAUGCUUUUAGUUUUUGAAAUAUCUAGGACUAACUUAUUCUUUGCCACACAUUCUGAAACUAACUGCAGCUCUUUCUUAAGUGUUGUAGUCAUUUGAGUCGCUGUAGUAGCUGACGUGUAUAGUGUUGAGUCAUCCGCAUACAUAGACACACUGGCUUUACUCAAAGCCAGUGACAUGUCGUUAGUGAAGAUUGAGCCCAUCCUCCCCAAUUAAGGUGCCUGCAGCCGUCUGUGGUCUGUCUUGUUUGUCUGCCUGCAUCGUCUGUCUGUCUGUCCAUCUGUCUGUAAUGCCUGUCUUUCUGUCCUGCAGGUGGCUGGCCAUCCGUCUAGAGUUCCUUGGUAACCUGGUAGUGUUUUUCUCAGCUCUGCUUGCUGUCAUCUCCCGGGACUCUCUGGAAAGUGGCCUGGUCGGCCUUUCCAUCUCCUAUGCCCUCAACGUGAGUACACCACAGGCACGCACACACACAUGCACGCACACACACACACACACAAACAGUAUUCUUCUGUGUUGUGCCUACUGAAUAUGACCUUGGGGAACCGAUUAUUUAUCUCUCAAUUCACUGUACUAUACCAGAGAGAGAAGUGUUUUGUUGAGGAUGGUUAAUCUGUGCUUUCAAUGGUCAAAUCUCAGUAAAAUGAAGGAAGGACUGUAUGAGGUGUUUCAAAGGACUAACUGGUUUAGGAUUUGAGCUGCCACCAUGGUAUCGGUCAGAAUGCAGAAUGAGGAGAUAAGGGAUCCAGGUUUAGAGUUGAACACGAACACAGAGGCACAUGGGGGAGGGUUUGGAAUGGAGGUUUGGUAGGGCUUGUAGGGCCGGUAGUGUGGUAGGUAGGAAGGUUGGAUGAGAUACAAAAAGGGAAACAUUAGGAACAUAAACAUAAAUGGUGAAUGACAAGGUGGUGCCAGGUGACUAUGGGGAAAAUAUGGGCUUAACAUGUACUGUAUAUUCUGCUUAUAUAGGGAACUGAGAGGGGUGACAGAAGAGAAGAGGUGAUUAGGGAGUAGGAAACAGGUGUGGAGGCAAGGGGCGUGGCCUGGGGUAAUUGGGAGCAAUUAGAUGUCCUGUUACAGUGCCAUGACCCUUCACAACACUCUGGCUGCAUUUACACAGGCAGCCCAAUUCUGAUCUUUUGCCAAAUUAUAAAAAAUAGAUCAGAAUUGGGCUGCCUGUGUAAACGCAGCCAAUGUGACUUUUGUGCAUCUAGACCUGUCUUUUCCAUGCACUCAUCAAAUUCUGAUAGCAGAAGUCACAUACAGUAUACUGUAAAUGUCAAGAGUAGAUGCUCUCAAAUUGAAGUGCCAUUGUAUUAACAUCUAACCAACCUGAACUCUGAUUCAGUUCUGUUAAACUGAAGCCCCCAUGGUCAAAACCCUCUGCACAGUACUUGAAUGGUUAUACAUACUGAAUAUAAUAUUAUUAUUGUUAUUAUUAUUACUUUACUUUGUAUGCACUUUGAUCUUUUGAUGAAAAAUACUUUACAAAUGUAAUUAAUUAAUUAUAAUUAUAAUAAUUAAUUAUUAUUAUUAUUAUUAUUAUUAUUAUUAAUAUUAUUAUUAUGUAAGGAGAUGAAUCAGGGUUAAGGCCUGGGUUACUGUUGAGUACUCCCUGACAAAUAUGUAUUUGUAAAAAGCACUUAAUGGAUUUUAUGAAUGAUGGAAUGAUAAUAAGGUGAUGAUGACUUGGUGGUAGUGACCCCUGACCCCUAACCUCUGACAUGUAGGUGACUCAGACCCUGAACUGGCUGGUGAGGAUGACAUCAGAACUGGAGACCAACAUCGUAGCUGUGGAGAGAGUCAGCGAGUACACGGAGAUAGAGAAUGAGGUCUGUGUGUGUUCAAUGAGAAUGACAGAUAUACAGUAUAACUCACAUUUCUAUGUGAAUCUGGUCGGUUCGCCCAAAAAAGUUACAUAUUGCAGCUUUAAGAAAAGGGUUCUUUCCUCUUUUAGGGAUAGUUAAAACUUAGGGGCAGCAGCUCAUUCGAAUAUUUUGGGGCAUGGUUUGCUCACAGCUCUUUUUGUGCAACCAUGAGUGAGAGUGUCAGUUGAUUUAAUCUGUUGUGUUAUGCCAUUAAAUGUUGAACAGGACUAGCGCAUGUUAAAGUGUCUCGUAAGGCCUUGUGUAAGUUAAGAAAAAGUUAAAUAUAUUGACUAAAUCAGUGGUUCUUAAACCUCUCCUCGGGGACCCCCAACCGUUCCAUCUAUUCCAGAGCUAGCACACAUGAUUCAACUUGUCAACUAACACAAUAAUAACACCUAUGGAAUUUUUAUUCAACACAAAAUAAAAUAUGGCUAACAACAGUAAAGAGCCCUGUAUAGUUUUUCAAAAGGUUACUUGUAGAACCUUUUAGAUUUGUUCUUUAAAGAACAAAAAGGGGUUGUACGAUAGCUGAAACCUUUUUGGUGCUAUAUAGAAACUUUUUUAACCUCUUAAGGAUCGGACCCUUUUUUUAAAUGUUCGCCUAAAAUGACAUACCCAAAUCUAACUGCCUGUAGCUCAGGACCUGAAGCAAGGAUAUGCAUAUUCUUGAUACCAUUUGAAAGGAAACACUUUGAAGUUUGUGGAAAUGUGAAAUUAAUAUAGGAGAAUACAACACAUUAGAUAUGGUAAAAGAUGAUACAAACAAAAAAACAUGCAUUUUCAAAAAAAAAUAAAAAAAAGACAAAGGCCACAAUAUAAUAUUGCAGUUUAGGCGCAAUUUAGAUGUUUGCCACUAGACGGCAGCAGUGUGUGUGCAAAGUUUCAGAUUGAUCCAGAGAAGCGUUGCAAUACUGGACUAAGUCUGCUCCAAAUGUGCCGAAUUGGUCAAUUGAUACAUUUUCAAGUACAUAGCUAUAGAAAACAUACAAAAAUUAUAUGGUAAUACAAAAUGUAAGUUUACACACUCCCAGGAAUGUUAUACAUGAUGGAUCAUUAGCUUAUACACUAACUUCCACACAUCUAGAUGGCCGGGCGGGGUGGGUGUGGCGCCAGAGUCAGCAGGGGUUCAAACUGUGAAACCCAAAUCCUACAUUUGAAUAUAAAAAUUGAUUUUAUCAAACAAAACUAUGCUACAUUUUAUCUCUGGGAUCCUUAGGAUGACAAAUCAGAGCAAGAUUACUGAAUGUAAGUACAUUAUUUACCUUCAGAGGUGAAUGUAUCAAAUCAGUUGCAGUGAUACGUUUUUUGUUGUUGUGCAUUCUUCUCAAACAAUAGCAUGGUAUUUUUUCACUUUAAUAGCUACUGUAAAUUGGACAGUGCAGUUAGAUUAACAAGAAUGUAAGCUUUCUGCCCAUUUAUGACAUGUCUAUGUCCUGGAAAGUUUGCUGUUACUUACAACAGUCAUGCUAAUCACAUUAGCGCACGUUAGCUCAACCGUCCCGUAUACGGGACACAGAUCCCGUGGAGGUUAAUGGUUCUUUAUAGAACUUGAAGAAAGGGUUCCUUAUAGCACCCUAAAGGUUCCAUUUAGAACCAUAUGAGCAUGAUUUUAAAAUAACCUUUCCAAAAGGGUUAUAUAUAACACCAAAAAGGUUCCCCUAUCAUUACAAGCCAAAUAAGCCUUAUUUAUAUAGAAAACAUUUUAGGUGUAAUAUUUACAUUUUAGUCAUUUAGCAGACGCUCUUAUCCAGAGCGACUUACAUGAGCAAUUAGGGUUAAGUGUCUUGCUUAAGGGCACAUCAACAGAUUUUUCACCCAGGGGUAAUAUGUGUAAUAUAUUCUCUCUUCUGUAUCUCAACUCUUCAGAACAAAGUUUUAAUUUAUUCUAUGACAAAACAAGCCAUGAACUCUAGUUCUUGUCAACACGGCAUCCUAGCAACAGAACUAGUAGUGUAAAUAAUAAAAAUGAAUAAAAUAAAUCUAUAGUAAGUCAUUCUGCACAUCCAUGACGGACUGAUGGGUUUAAACCAGUGCUUAAUUUGUAAAUUGGGAGGUUACGGAACACAAUGUAAAAAAUAGUAAAAAUAAAGAAAAAUCCUUGAAUGAGUAGGUGUGUCCAAACUUUUGAAUGGUACUGUAUAUACAUUACCGGUCAAAAGUUUUAGAACACCUACUCAUUCAAGGGUUUUUCUUUAUUUGUACAAUUUCUACAUUGUAGAAUAAUAAUGAAGACAUCAAAAAUAUGAAAUAACACAUAUGGAAUCAUGUAGUAACCAAAAAAGUGUUAAACAAAUCAAAAUAUAUUUUAUAUUUGAAAUUCUUCAAAUAGCCACCCUUUGCCUUGAUGACAGCUUUGCACACUCUUGGCAUUCUCUCAACCAGCUUCACCUGGAAUGCUUUUUCAACAGUCUUGAAGGAGUUCCCACAUAUGCUGAUCACUUGUUGGCUGCAUUUCCUUCACUCUGCGGUCCAACUCGUCCCAAACCAUCUCAAUUUGGUUGAGGUCAGGGGAUUGUGGAGGCCAGGUCAUCUGAUGCAGCACUCCAUCACUCUCCUUCUUGGUCAAAUAGCCCUUACACAGCCUGGAGGUGUGUUGGGUCAUUGUCCUGUUGAAAAAUAAAUGAUAGUCCCAUUAAGCCCAAACCAGAUGGGAUGGCGUAUCGCUGCAGAAUGCUGUGGUAGCCAUACUGGUUAAGUGUGCCUUGAAUUCUAAAUAAAUCACAGACAGUGUCACCAGCAAAGCACCCCCACACCAUCACACCUCCUCCUCCAUGCUUCACAGUGGGAAACACACAUGCGGAGAUCAUCCAUUCACCUACUCUGCGUCUCACCAAGACAUGGCGGUUGGAACCGAAAAUCGCAAAUGUAAUCAAAGGACAGAUUUCAACCCGUCUAAUAUCCAUUGCUCGUGUUUCUUGGCCCAAGCAAGUCUCUUCUUAUUAUUGAUGUCCUUUAGUAGUGGUUUCUUUGCAGCAAUUCGACCACGAAGGCCUGAUUCAUGCAGUCUCCUCUGAACAGUUGAUGUUGAGAUGUGUCUGUUACUUGAACAUUGUGAUGCAUUUAUUUGGGCUGCAAUCUGAGGUGCAGUUAACUCUAAUGAACUUAUGCUCUGCAGCAUAGGUAACUCUGUGUCUUCCAUUCCUGUGGUGGUCGUCAUGAGAGCCAGUUUCAUCAUAGCGCUUGAUGUUUUUUGCGACUGCACUUUGAUUUUUAUUUAAGAAAUCUGUUCCCAAGUAUUCCCACGCAUAAUAGAGAGACACAUGAUCGUAUACAAAUGUAAGCAAGGUUUGAAAUGAUUAUGUUUUAGUCAUACAUGUGCAUCUGGUGGAUAUAUGGCGUUAAUCCUGCUGUAGAAUUCAUUGCGGCCAGCAGGUCAAACGAACAACUAAAAUGAACGACUCACUCUGAAAAACAAAUCAUGACUGGAGUCAGUAAAAAUAGUUGUUCAAAAAUAACAAAUAGUUUGCGAACUGCACAUCACUUCUGGCUUUCGGCCCAUCGCUUCAGACACACUGUUUUAGAACACACGUGUGCUGAUCAUUUCCGUGUGACAGCUUUCUAAAGCUAGUUUUGGUAAAGGUGUGUGUGCUAAGCGUGUGUGUUUUGUUUGGUGGAGUUGUAUAUAAAACUUGUAUGUGUGUUUGAACAGGCAGACUGGGUGUCAGAGAAGCGACCGCUAGAGAAAUGGCCUGAGGCUGGGAGGCUGAGGUUCGAAAACUUCAAGGUCCGCUACCGACCUGAACUGGACUUGGUGCUGCACGGGAUCACCUGUGACAUCGACAGCACAGAGAAGGUGGGUGAGAGAGACAGAGAGACCAGGGCCAGACACUACACAUACAGUGGGGUCCGAAAUUAUUUACACCCUUGAUAUAGUUGAGCAAUAAUGACUGUAUAAAAUUAAUAACUCAAAUACUGAGCUAUAUUGUAGGCAACAGUCAUGCUAAUCACAUUAGCACACGUUAGUUUAACCGUCCCGUAUACGGGACACCGUAUACAAUUGCUCAGAGAAAGAGAUUUUAUGUAACAAUUAAUCUUUUUUUAAAUAAAUAAAGUAGUGAAAAGUUUUCCUAGCACGCAAUCACUACAUCAAGCUUUUGGAGUCACUUGUUUCUAAACACUUCUACAUGAAUGUGGAUGCUACCGUGAUUAUGAAUAAUCCUGAAUUAAUUGUGAAUAAUGAUGAGUGUGAAAGUUACAGAAGGUCAAAAAUCAUACCCCUCUCACCAUUACAAAUAACAGGGGAGGUUAGUAUGUCUUAAAGCUCCGUAUUUGAAUGAUUUACAGUUGAAGUCGGAAGUUUACUCCUAGAGAUGAACGUACUUUGAUGCGAAAAGUGCAAAUCAAUCCCAGAACAACAGCAACGGACCUUGUGAAGAUGCUGGAGGAAACAGGUACAAAAGUAUCUAUAUCCACAGUAAAACGAGCCCUAUAUUGACAUAACCUGAAAGGCCGCUUAGCAAGGAAGAAGCCACUGCUCCAAAACCGCCAUAAAAAAGACUAACUAUGGUUUGCAACUGCACAUGGGGACAAAGAUCAUACUUUUUGGAGAAAUGUCCUCUGGUCUGAUGAAACAAAAAUAGAACUGUUUGGCCAUAAUGACCAUCGUUAUGUUUGCCGGAAAAAGGGGGUUGCUAGCAAGCCGAAGAACACCAUCCCAACUGUGAAGCUUAGGGGGGUACAGGCAGCAUCAUGCUGUGGGGGUGCUUUGCUGCAGGAGGGACUGGUGCACUUGAAAAUUAUGUGGAUAUAUUGAAGCAACAUCUCAAGACAUCAGUCAGGAAGUUAUAGCUUGGUGGCAAAUGGGUCUUCCAAAUGGACAAUGACCCCAAGCAUACUUCCAAAGUUGUGGGAAAAUGGCUUAAGGACAACAAAGUCAAGGUAUUGGAGUGGCCAUCACAAAGCCCUGACCUCAAACCUAUAGAAAAUGUGUGGGAAGAACUGAAAAAGCGUGUGCGAGCAAGGAGGCCUACAAACCUGACUCAGUUACACCAGCUCUGUCAGGAGGAAUGGGCCAAAAUUCACCCAAAUUAUUGUGUGAAGCUUGUGGAAGGCGACCCAAAACGUUUGACCCAAGUUAAACAAUUUAAAGGCAAUGCUACCAAAUACAAAUUGAGUGUAUGUAAACUUCUGACCUACUGGGAAUGUGAUGAAAUAAAUAAAAGCUUAAAUAAAUCAUUCUUUCUACUAUUAUUCAGACAUUUCACAUUCUUAAAAUAAAGUGGCGAUCCUAACUGACCUAAAACAGGGAAUAUUUACUAGGAUUAAAUGUCAGGAAUUGUGAAAAACUGAGUUUAUAUGUAUUUGGCUAAGGUGUAUGUAAACUUCCGACUUCAACUGUAUUAUAUACAGGCAUUAUUGCUCAUCUUAAUCAAGGGUGUCAAUCAUUUUUUACCCAACUGUCUGGUAUCAUAUUUCACAUACCUUGUCGACAAACAAACAAUGUAUAUAACAGUCUACGUGCAAAGAACUAAUGGGACCUAUAUUAAGUAUUCACCCCCCCACACCCUCAGGACUUUUUCACAUUUUGUUGUGUUACAAAAGGGUAUUGAAAUUGAUUAAUUGUUGUUGUUUUUGUCAUUGAUCUACAAUAAAUACUCUAUCAAAGUGAAAAUAACAUUUUAUAAAUGUUUUCAUAUUAAUACAAAAUAAAUAACUAAAAUAUAUUAUUCACCCCCUUUGUUAUGGCAAGCCUAAAUUAGUUCAGGAGUAAAAAUUGGCUUACAACAAUCACAAAAUAAAUUAAAUGGUCUCACUCUGUAUGACAUAAUAGGGGUUAACGUUUUUUUUAUGCCUAUUCCUUCCUCUGUACCCUAUACUUACAACAUCUGUAAGGUCCCUCGUUCGAUUAGUGAAUUUCAAGCACAAAUUAAACUACAAAGACCAGGCAGCUUUCCAAUGCCUCAUAAAGAAGGGCAGCAAUUGGUAGAUGGGUAAAAAUAACAAAUCAGACACUGAAUAUCCCUUUAAGCAUGGUCAAGUUAAUAAUUAGGCUGCGGCUCAAACCACCGAAACACAACAAAGAUACAGUCGUCCUUCCUAACUGAGCUACAGGACAGGAAGGAAACUGUUCAGGGAUCCAUUUCUCCUGAAAACUGGAUGCAUCUGGUUUCUGUCAACCCGCCGAGUGUGAUAGUUUGUAAAAGCUACAGAGUUCAAUGGCUGUGAUGGGGAAAAAAACUGUAGUUAUUGUAGUUACUCCACAAUAAGGACCUAAAUUACAGAGUGAAAAGAUGGAAGCCUACAGAAGAAGGAGAUUCAAAAACAUGCAUCCUGUUUGCAGCAAGGCACCAAAGUAAUACUGAAAUAGAACACAUCAACGGAAUCAACUGUUUGGUCUAAAUGCAAAGCGUUAUGUUUGGGGCAAAUCCAACACAGCACAUUAAAAACAUUUGCUGUUUAGCAAUGAUCCCCAACAACUUGACAAAGCUUAAAGAAUUUUGCCAAGAAUAAUCUGCAAAUAUUGCACAAUGCAGGUGUGCAAAGCUUAGAGACUGUGCCCAAAAAGACUCAAAGCUGUAAUAGAUGCCAAAGGUGUUUCUAACAUGAUGUAUUGACUUAGGGGGGUGAAUACAUAUCGAAUCAAGAUACAGUAUAUUCGUGUUGUACUUUUUCUUAAUGAAAAUAUAUAUAUAUAUAUAUAUAUAUAUUGUUUUCCCCCUUUUGACAUUACAAAGCUUUUUUUGUAUAUAAGUGACAAAAAAAAUCAUAUUUAAAUCAAUUUUAUUCCCACUUUGUAGAACACUGAAAGUCCAAGGGGGUGAAUACUUAUUAUAUACACUGUGCUGUAUGUGCAUGCUUUAUCUAGGAAAACAAUAGCAAGAGAGAGAGCACCGUACUACUGUCACAACAUUUAUUCAGGGUCAACACAGCACAGCGAAAUAGGUUCAACUUGAGUCCAGAAUAUACUUAAGCAAUAAUGCCCGAAGGGGUGUGGUAUAUGGCCAAUAUACCAAUACUGAAAGGGGGUCUGAUUGAAGUUAUUCAUUGCAAACCUGAUCUGACCUAUUUGGACUCCCGUGGACAGUCAUGACAACCUGAUCUUGCAUGACUAGGUUAUUUUGUUUACUGUCCGACUAUGCUAAAGAAGAAGCUGUAGCCUAGGCCUAAUUAUUUCUCCAUGGUUCUGACUUGUCUGCUCGUUGCACUUUGCCUUGUCAAUCUGUGUGCUCGAUAAUCCGGGUACAGGUAUAGCCUACUUAAUUAUGAUUGACAGCCAUUCAGACAUUAAUGCAUUAAUGCAUUUAUGAAACCAGCUGCUUUUGAAGUUACUAGCCCUAUCUGUACAAUUCUGAAUAAUAUGGGGGCCCCCCUCAAAUGUUUUCUGCUCCACCCACCCAGUCACCCCGUGGCGAAACCCUAGCUCUGUAUUGACAUAAGCAUGAAUUGGUUGACACUCAUCUUUUCCCAUUGAGUGCAGUGUAUUGACAUAAGCUUUUACCCUGUGAUACUAAUCUUUUCCCAUUGACUACAAAUGUAUUGACAAAAGCUUCAAUUGGUUUACACUCCGCUUUUCCCAAUGACUGAAAUGUAUUGACAUAAGCAUCAAUUGGUUGACACUCAUCAUUUCCCAUUGAAUGCAAUGUAUUGACAUAAGGUUCAACCAUGUGACACUUUUAUUUUCUCAUUAAAUGCAAUGUAUUGACAUAAGCUUCAGUUAGUUGACACUCAUCUCUUCCCAUUGGCACAGCAAAGCCUGCUGGGAGCAUGGCCAGUUGACAUAAGCACCAAUUGGUUGAUGCAUAGCGUUUUGCAAAAAACGUCACAAGAUGACAUUUUGAGGCUGAUAAUGGGCUGUAUGGGUGGUAAAUAAUAAUGGGCUGCAGAGCAUGCAACUCUGCUGUCCUCAGAACUGGAUAAUUAUUAAAUGAUUUGCAUGUUUGCCUCAUCCUCCUUUCUUAUUAGGCUACUAUGAAUAAUAAUAUUUUCCAUCUUGGUAUUGUUUGCUCAAUUUCACUUAUUGUGGCCUGAAAUAUGUGUCAUUCAAAUUAAAGCUGUGAUUGAGAAGCCAUAGACUUUUUCAUAAUUAUUCACUUUUGAAAGCUGCAAUAGGACAUUAAACACUUAAUUCUAAUAUUUGGGAAAUGUUCUUCAUAACUAACUUUUCUUAAUGCUUUUAUGAUAUUUCAAUAAGAAUUCGCCUAGGUAUUUGGCGGUUUGGGUCACAACGACAAGGAGGGAUUUAUUUCAGUCCUCGCAUGCAUGAUCAUUUCUUUCUUAUAAUAGCCUAAGUUUUGCUCAAUUGUAAGGUUUGUUCAAACUCCUAAUUCUAUUUUUCUAUUUUCCUAUUGUUUGUUCUCUCUAUCAUUAUUACCUUAUGCCUACUAUGUUUUUAGAUGAUUCAAAAACAUCUUCAAACUUUCUGAGAUAGCUUAGCACUCUGUUAGAUUAAUUAAUUGUUUAAUCAUGAAAGUGCGGCGGGAGAAAUUCAGCAUGCAUAAAACUAAUAGAGUAGCUUAAUAGGCCAAGUCAUAUUCAUAUCAAAUGGAGAAAAAUUUAUAAAUAAAUAGGCAUUUAUAACAAUUAGACAUCGGAGUGUCCGCUAUAAAAAUAGGCCCAGAUCAUUGGAGAGAGAAAACAAAAACAUAUUUUCUGACUGGACAUUUUGCGUUGUUUUGGUGAAACUCAGCUCUGUCUACAUUGUUCUUGUGCAUUCUGUUUUUAGUUUAUAACAUAUUUAUUGAAAUAGGUUAUGCAGGCCAUAGCAAAGGAAUAUGCCACUUGGCAUCGGCGCCCGGGGAAUAGCUGUUGUUGGGUAACUGUCUUGCUCAAGCGCAGAACGGCAAAUCUUUCCACCUUGCAUGGCUCGGCGAUUCGAACCAGCGAACUUUCGGUUACUGGCCCAACGCUCUUAACUGCUAGGCUACCUGCCACCCCACACAGGGACACGAUCAGUCACUGCUACAGAGUUGGACAGAGGGCACACUUGGUCCAAAGCCUGUUUUAGCAUCGGCAGCGCCAUUAAGGACUUGCACCAUUUUUAAGCAAACAUAACUGCAGGUGGCAGUAAACCACCAACCUUGGCUCAAUACUUGUUCUUUAGUACAUCUCUAUGGUCACGACCCAUCUGCGACCAAAAUUAAGCAUUACUCAAAGUCUUACUGAACAUCCUCACAUCUUGUGCAGAUCGGUAUAGUGGGUCGAACAGGCGCUGGGAAGUCCAGUCUGACCAACUGCCUGUUUAGAAUCAUCGAGGCAGCAGAGGGAAGGAUCUUGAUCGACGGGACAGACAUCGCUACUCUGGGCCUACACGACCUCAGGAGCAGACUCACUAUUAUACCACAGGUAAUGCACACACAGAAAUGCAUGUAUGCACACUUACACACGCACGCACCCACACCCUUAUAAAUGGCAUAAACUUUAUAAUAUUUUUACAUGAUGACAUUUGUUUCUCCAUUCGGUGUGUCUCUGUGUGUGCGGGUGUGUAGGACCCAGUGCUGUUCUCAGGGACGCUGCGUAUGAACCUGGACCCGUUUGAGACCUUCAGUGAUGAGGAGAUCUGGCGCGUCCUAGAGCUGUCCCAUCUGAAGGAGUACGUGGGGGGGUUACAGGAAGGACUGACGCACGAGGUGUCAGAGGGGGGAGAGAACCUCAGGUGGGUUACACUCACAUGAAUGCACACACGCACACACAAGAUACAAGGACAUCGUUGAAAUUGAAAUGCUGUCACCUUCGAUUUGAAGAAUGUCUCCUCUGUACUAGAAAUAUCUAGCUAGCUAGCUGCCCAUUGCUAGUUGGUUGGAUAGGCAGCCAGGUAGGUUGGAAAUGCAUAGCUAGCUAGUAUUAUUUAAGUGAUAAUACCUGAGAAGCCGGUGUUUGGAGGAUAUAUCUGCACGGGUGUUAAGCCCGUGUUGUUAGUGCCAAUAUAUCCUCCAAACACCGGUUUCGAGGGCAUUAUCACUUUUAUACAAUGGGUUACUCAAAUAAUAUGUAAUAUUCAAAUAAUGAUUGACAUAUUUUCAUUAAAAACGUUAUUUUGAUUAAACUAUUCAUACUAUUUCAUCCUUCCACAAGAUAUAGUCCCGACACAAAUCUAGGGUUGCUACCCAAGCCGGCUGGUCGUUCGUUCUAUUGGUUCGGUUGUUAGAGACGCGACCCAGUCGUUCAGUCUUUUUGUUCCAUUGCCAUACUGGCUGGCAACGUUCUUAUCCCUUGCUUGCUAGCUAGCCAUCUACGGCUAACUUACAGUCACGUCAAAAAGUGCAGGCAGAAUAACAGCAAAGUAGCUGCAUUUGCAUUUGUUUAAGCUGUUUUCUAGUGACAUUUAUUUGGAGACAUCCAUAACAAUAAGCUAAUGAGGCACGAUUUUUCCUGGCAUUGAAAAUGUGCUCUCUCGUCAGGACACUGUUGUUUAGAGGAGCUAGCCAACAACACAGCUAACACAAUCACUUCAAACUGAAGCUGGAAAGACUGCAAACUAGCUUUUUUCGAUUUACAUUUCUGUGUAUAUAUCCAUAAAAAUGAUGCCAGCUGAUUCAUGAUUUCGACUGGCUGAGAAACGCUGCCUGCCUGCCUGCCUGCCUGUCUGUCUCGUCCCGACUCCCGACAUGUUCAUUACUAUGGGAGAGCUGGAGAUCAAAUUUGAAUAUUGAAACAAGGUUGCAAAUGUCGGCGAGACAGACAGAAAGGGUUAUACAAAUCUCUGCGAUUGAAAACUAAAUGUUAGUCUAAAAGAAAUGUGAGAUAGUAUCUACAUUUUAGUAGACGCUCUUAUCCAGAGCGACUUACAGUUAGUGAGUGCAUACAUUUUCAUACUGGCCCCCUGUGGGAAACAAACCCACAACCCUGGCGUUGCAAGCACCAUGCUCUACCAACUGAGCUACAGGGGACUAGAUGCUUUUAAUAGUGGAGAUCAAGCUUAUAAAGUGCCUGGCUGGGCUGAUGAGACAGUGGAUUGUGCAGUCAGAUGGAACAGAGUAAAUAGGCAUUUUAAUGUCAUAGAUUUAGCCGGUGGUAACUUGUGGAAUAGACACCGGCUGGAAUGUGGUUUUAACCAAUCAGCAUUCAGGAUUAGACCCACCCGUUAUAUAAAGAUCAACAAACAAGGCAAUACCUGCUCUAUUUUAACACCAAUAAACCCAUCCAUUUAAAAAUGUAUUUAGAAUAUGUCAAUCUAGCAAGCCAGGCAAAAUAUAUAUAUAUGUUUUGGUUUGUUGCUAGCUUGUUAGCUGGCUAGCCAGCCCAAAUGAUGACCAGAUUUUUGACUGUAGGCAACCUUUAUUCAUUAUAAUUGCAACAUUUACACAUUACGAGAUAAUUAUUAAUGGCAACCUAAAAAUAGCUAACUUACGGUCGUGACCCUAGGUGUAAAAUAGUAAAUAAUGGCUAUUUCUCAGAAAGAUUUAAACUGUCAAGAGGAGUGAAACAAGGUUGUCCACUAUCGGCAUAUCUAUUUAUUAUUGCCAUUGAGAUGUUAGCUAUUAAAAUCAGAUCCAACAAUAAUAUCAAGGGAUUAGAAAUCCAGGGCUUAAAAACAAAGAUGUCAUUUUAUGCUGAUGAUUCAUGUUCUUUUUUAUCCACAACUAGAAUCCCUCCACAGCCUCAUAGAGGAUCUAUAUACAUUUUCUAACCUCUCUGGAUUACAACCAAAUUAUGAUAAAUGUACUAUAUUACGUAUUGGAUCAAUAAAAAAUAUAUUUUUUACAUUACCAUGUAGUUUACCAAUAAAAUGGUCUUAUGGUGAUGUGGAUAUACUCAGAAUACAUAUCCCAAAUGAUAAAAAAUGAUCUCACUCCAAAAAAAUUAAUAGAAAGUUAGCAAAAAUAGAUAAGAUCUUGCUACCACGGAAAGGUAAAUACCUGUCAAUUUGUGGAAAAAUCACCCUGAUUAACUCUUUAGUAUUAUCCCAGUUUACCUAUUUGUUUAUGGUCUUACCUACCUAUUUGUUUAUGGUCUUUAAAUUAUAUGAGAAAAAAAUAUUCAAUUUUAUUUGGAACGGCAAGCCAGACAAAAUUAAACGGGCCUAUUUAAAUAAUGAAUAUGAAUUAGGAGGACAGAAAUGAUUAAAUAUUAAAGCAUUAGACCUAUCACUAAAAGCUUCAGUCAUACAAAAAUUAUACUUAAAUCCGAACUGGUUCUCUAGCAAACUAGUAAGAUUGUCUCACCCAAUGUUCAAGAAGGGACUUUUUCCCUUUAUUCAGAUUACAACCCCUCACUUUCAGGUAUUUGAAAAGGAAAUAAUCUCCCAAAUAUCACUAUUUCUAAAACAAGCCAUAGAAAGUUGGUUGCAAUUUCAAUUUAAUCCUCCAGAAAUGACAGAACAAAUAUUGCAACAAAUAUUGUGGUUAAACUCAAAUAUACUAAUUGAUAAAAAAACUUUCUUUUUUUGAGAAAAUGUUUAAAAAAGGUAUAAUCUUCGUAAAUGAUAUUAUCGGUAGGAAUGGUGGAGUUAUGUCGCACAUGCAGCUAACAAAAACAUAUGGAAAUGUCUGCUCUACCCAAAAUUACAACCAAAUAAUUGAAGCAUUACCGCAAAAAUGGAAGAAGAAAGUGGAAGGAGGAGAAAGUAAGGAACUUGUCUGUCGGCCUUGCAUUAAAGAGCAUAAUUGGUUAAAGAAAAUUGUGAUAAAUAAAAAAGUUUACCAGUUUCAUUUAAGGACCAAAAGAUUGACAGCCGUCCCAUAUAGAUUGCAAAAUAGUUGGGAAGAGAUUUUUGACGUACCGAUUCCAUGGCAUAGUGUUUAUGAACUGAUACGCAAAACGAUGCCAGAUUCAAAACUUAGAAUUUUUCAAUUUAAAUGAUUAUAUAAAAUUCUUGCUACCAAUAGAAUGUUAUUUGUACGGGGGAUACAAUCUUCCCAGCUCUGCAGAUUUGGCUGUGAAGAGACAGAAUCAUUAGAUCAUUUGUUUUGGUACUGUCCAUUUGUAGCUUGUUUCUGGACACUGGUCCAGGAAUGGCUGAAGGAUUGCAAUAUUUGCAUGGAGCUGACCCUGUAGAUAGCACUACUGGGUGAUCUGAAAAGUCAUAGUCAAUCGAUCAAUAAUAUAAUAAUACUUUUAGCAAAGAUGUUUAUUUUCAAUUCACAAACUGUAGAAACAAUGAGAAUAGAAAGGUUCAGAACUUUUGUAAAACAUCACAGUACAGUUUAAAAAUGUAUGGCAAAUAGAAAUCCAAUAUGGAUGGUGUUAAGAGAUAGAUGGGAGGUGUUGAAUGGAGUUGAAAGGUGUUGAAUGGAGCUGAAGGAUGGGACUAAUAACAACAACUAAUAACAACAAGAUAACUAGUGUAAGACAUGCUGUGUCCAUAAUAAUUAUAUAGGUUAUAUAUUGUGAGCUUUUGUGAAAGAGCACAGUUAGAAAGAUAUGGCAUAUAGAAGCAUACCAGAUGGACAUCAUGAAAAUGAUCGGAGGAAGUUCAGGAGUAAAAACAAACAAAAUAUAAUUAUUGACUGUGUCCAUAAAAGUAUAUAGUAUGUAUAAGCAUGAAGUAGAGGCCUAAGCAUUGUUGUUCACUAGUUUACUCCAAUUAGGGAGGGGAUGGUGGGGUUGGAAAGUAAUAAAGGGAAAUAUAUAUAUUUUUAAAGGAUAUGUAUGUAUGUAUGUAUGUAUGUAUGUAUGUAUGUAUGUAUGUAUAUACAGUGAGGGAAAAAAGUAUUUGAUCCCCUGCUGAUUUUGUACGUUUGCCCACUGACAAAGAAAUGAUCAGUCUAAUUUUAAUGGUAGGUUUAUUUGAACAAAAAAAUCCAGAAAUGUUAUAAAUUGAUUUGCAUUUUAAUGAGGGAAAUAAGUAUUUGACCCCCUCUCAAUCAGAAAGAUUUCUGGCUCCCAGGUGUCUUUUAUACAGGUAAUGAGCUGAGAUUAGGAGCACACUCUUAAAGGGAGUGCUCCUAAUCUCAGUUUGUUACCUGUAUAAAAGACAUCUGUCCACAGAAGCAAUCAAUCAAUCAGAUUCCAAACUCUCCACCAUGGCCAAGACCAAAGAGCUUUCCAAGGAUGUCAGGGACAAGAUUGUAGACCUACACAAGGCUGGAAUGGGCUACAAGACCAUCGCCAAGCAGCUUGGUGAGAAGGUGACAACAGUUGGUGCGAUUAUUCGCAAAUGGAAGAAACACAAAAGAACUGUCAAUCUCCCUCGGCCUGGGGCUCCAUGCAAGAUCUCACCUCGUGGAGUUGCAAUGAUCAUGAGAACGGUGAGGAAUCAGCCCAGAAUUAGACGGGAGGAUCUUGUCAAUGAUCUCAAGGCAGCUGGGACCAUAGUCACCAAGAAAAAAAUUGGUAACACACUACGCCGUGAAGGACUGAAAUCCUGCAGCGCCCGCAAGGUCCCCCUGCUCAAGAAAGCACAUAUACAGGGCCGUCUGAAGUUUGCCAAUGAACAUCUGAAUGAUUCAGAGGAGAACUGGGUGAAAGUGUUGUGGUCAGAUGAGACCAAAAUCAAGGUCUUUGGCAUCAACUCAACUCGCCGUGUUUGGAGGAGGAGGAAUGCUGCCUAUGACCCCAAGAUCACCAUCCCCACCGUCAAACAUGGAGGUGGAAACAUUAUGCUUUGGGGGGUUUUUUCUGCUAAGGGGACAGGACAACUUCACCGCAUCAAAGGGACGAUGGACGGGGCCAUGUACCGUCAAAUCUUGGGUGAGAACCUCCCUCCCUCAGCCAGAGCAUUGAAAAUGGGUUGUGGAUGGGUAUUCCAGCAUGACAAUGACCCAAAACACACGGCCAAGGCAACAAAGGAGUGGCUCAAGAAGAAGCAUAUUAAUGUCCUGGAGUGGCCUAGCCAGUCUCCAGACCUUAAUCCCAUAGAAAAUCUGUGGAGGGAGCUGAAGGUUUGAGUUGCCAAACGUCAGCCUCGAAACCUUAAUGACUUGGAGAAGAUCCCUCCUGAGAUGUGUGAAAACCUCUGUGAUUGCCAACAAGGGUUUUGCCACCAAGUACUACGUCAUGUUUUGCAGAGUGGUCAAAUACUUAUUUCCCUCAUUAAAAUGCAAAUCAAUUUAUAAAAUUUUUGACAUGCGUUUUUCUGGAUUUUUUUGUUGUUAUUCUCUCUCUCACUGUUCAAAUAAACCUACCAUUAAAAUUAUAGACUGAUCAUGUCUUUGUCAGUGGGCAAACUUAUAAAAUCAGCAGGGGAUCAAAUACUUUUUUCCCUCAUUGUAUAUGUAUGUAUGUGUAUAUAUAUAUAUAUAUGUUUAAGUAUGUGUGUAAUAUAUGCGAGAAAAAAAAAAUAUGGGGGAUUGGAAGUGAUGCAGACAAUUACAUUGAUGGAAGUUACAAUCUAUCUACAAUAUUAAAGCUGAUCUACCCCCUAGAAAAAGAAAGAAAAUAAAAAACGUACGGUCGUGAAUGUGAGGAAAUAAAAGCAGGGCAUUCUGUCGGAGAAAUGAAAAACGUAUUGACGCUGUCACAGUCAGGUUACCAUGACAACGAUCAAAACAACAGGGUAAAAGUAGAAAAAUAUUAAUGUCUCUGCGACAAGGAAAACGACAACCGCGUUGACGAUCUACAGACAGUCGGCCUGAGUAAAAAUGUAAUGUUAUUUUGGCCAACGACACUUGUUGCAUUCUAAUGGUCUACAGACAUGUCGUUAGACAGACUAUAAAGCAGCCUUUAGGCAUUACUCAACUCUGCUCAAACAGACAUCCGCACAGGGAUCGUAUUAUCAUUCAGAUGAUAGCAUAUGGAGGGGGAGAUCAGUGGUGUACCGCAGUUUCGCGGGCCCCCCCCCCCCCGCAAGGUCUGAGCAAGGCUCCCCCUCAAGCUAACUUCCUACAAUUCCAUGGGGCAAAUAGAAAAAAUUGCAGUUUUAUGACUAAUCUCAUGCUAUUUUACACAUUUUGUCAUGAAGCUGAGAGAAUGUAGAAUUUUUAAAGCACAUUUCCUGCAAUUCUACAGAUAUUGCCAUGGGGCAAAGAGAACAUGUUUCAGUUUCAUAGCUUAUUUCAUGCUAUUCUACACAUUUUGCAAUGAGGCUGAGAGAAUUUUGCAUUUCCAAAGCUAAUUUCCUGCUAUUCUAAACAUUUUUGCCAAGGCUUAUGACCUGUUCAUAUGCUCUCUGUGGAGGGGCCUACCUGGGUUGGGGGCCCCCAGAGUCCGUUGGCCUCCCCACCUUGCGGGGAAUGCGGGAGUGUGUGGUACGCCAGUGGGAGAGAUGCAUUCUGAUAAAGGCACGCAUAUGACUGUUGCACAACAUUUCAAAAUGCAAUUGUGGGAAUAACACCGUUUUUAAAGUAAUUACUGUUGUUAUUGUUAAAGAUGAGAUUCAGCUUUCUCUGAGUAUAAAACAUAUUUUCAACUCUCAAUUUUGAGCAAAUGGCACCACUUUACAACCGGAGUAUGUCAUGUGGUUUUGAGAUGAUGCGACGCUGAGCAGAGUGCAGCAUUCGCUGUGAAUACUAUGUGUGACGAGUACUCCGACAAAACGAGUAUCGUAACGGAUAUGGAGAAUUAUGACACAAGUAUUUUUUGUAAUUAUCCGUCAUCGGGAAAAAGUUAUUUUCAGCUGCCAGCAUGCAUCUCUCUUUCACUCAAACAGUGUGAAGUGCUGUGUGCUGUAAACAACUAUUGGCUAGUUCUUCUGUCUAUAAAGAAAACGGGCGGGGUAUCGGUUGAGCCUGCUGCAACGAUUGGAUUAGAACAAGCCGCUCUGCUCUCAAUUCCCCAGACAGACACACGCGCUGCUGUUUCACUCACUCACAGUCACUCGUCUCAAGCACACCUCUACCCUUCUCCAAAGAUUGUGUAUGACUUAGAAUCCAUAGCUAGUCAUUGUUGUUCAAUCAAGUUAUUUCCUGUCGACUUUGCAUAUGGUUGUUUACUGGUUGUCUACUUGGCGGUUGUCUACUUUAGUAGGCCUACUUUGUCUGUUCGUAUAAUUAUUCCAUUACUGACGUUUCUCAUUAUGUCGUGAUCCAAGCCCAUGCUUGCUUGCUAUUUCUUCUCGCCCAGGCAUGUUUGCCGUGUGGCAGAUCAUUAGAAAAUAAAAUGACAAAUGUGGCAUAAGUGUUUCGGGAGAGAAAAGUGUUGCUCCUCUCGAAAGCGAAACAAUAUAUGGGUCAAAUGAAUUAGCCUACCUUCAUCUAAAUCUGUGUGGAAUGAAUGCAGGCAGUAGUAACCAGCCAUGCAUUAGGAUAUUGUUGAUAACUGAAUAGGACUAAGUAAGUAAAACAUGUGCAUUGUCAUCUGUUAGGGUCGUUUAACAAUGUGUGUGAAUGAGUGAAGGAAGAUAACAAUGCACUCUGAGUGAUAGCACAGUAAUGCACACUUGAUGUAUAGGCUUUACCGACAUUUAAAGUCCACUUCGAUCAUGAGUAAAUCCGAUUAGAGGAUCAAGUGUGAUAAAACAGAUACGAUUACGAAUACGAGUAUGACAAGAUCGGCACACCCCUAGUGAAUACAUGAAGUAGCCUAGGCAUACUGAUGGAAAGUUUUUGUAGGACAUUAAAUAUAAUGUUAGCUCUAUCAAUAACAUGGCUAUCUAGCAUAUUUAGAGUUAACAAUCUAGCUUAUGUGUUUUGAGUUCCCACUUCCUCAGGUGGUGAAUUAUAUAGCCUAGCCUAGGCAAUUAUGACAAAACUUUACGCAAAUCUGAUCAUUCUGGAAGCUACACGACAUGGACAAAAGUAUGUGGACACCCCUUCAAAUUAGUGGAUUCAGCGAUUUCAGCCACACCGUUGUUGACAGGUGUAUAAAAUCGAGCACACAGCCAUGCAAUCUCCAUAGGAAAACAUUGGCAGUAGAAUGGCCCGUACUGAAGAGAACUUUUGCACUGUCAUAGGAUGCCACCUUUCCAACAAGUCAGUUUGUCAGAUUUCUGGCCUGCUAGGUCAACUGCAAGUGCUGUUAUUGUGAAGUGGAAAUGUCUAGGAGCAAUAACUGCUCAGCUGCGAAGUAGAGGGUGCACCCCUCUAUCCACAUCGACGGGACCGCAGUGGAGAAGGUGGAAAGCUUCAAGUUCCUUGGCGUACACAACACCGACAAACUGAAAUGGUCCACCCACGCAGACAGUGUGGUGAAGAAGGCGCAACAGAGCCUCUUCAACCUCAGGAGGCUGAAGAAAUUCGGCUUAGCACCUAAAACCCUCACAAACUUUUACAGAUGCACAAUUGAGAGCAUCCUGUCGGGCUGUAUCACCGUCUGGUACGGCAACUGCACCGCCCGCAACCGCAGGGCUCUCCAUAGGGUGGUGCGGUCUACCGAACGCAUUACCGGGGGCAAACUACCCGCCCUCCAAGUCACAUACAGCACCCGAUGUCACAGGAAGGCCAAAAAGAUAAUCUAGGACAUCAACCACCCGAGCCACUGCCUGUUCACCCCGCUAUCAUCCAGAAGGUGAGGUCAGUACAGGUGCAUCAAAGCUGGGACAGAGAGAAUGAAAAACAGCUUCUAUCUCAAGGCCAUCAGACUGUUAAAUAGCCAUCACUAGCACAUUAGAGGCUGCUGCUGCCUAUUGAAAUCACUGGCCACUUUAAGAAAUGGAACACUAGUCACUUUAAUAAUGUUUACAUAUCUUGCACUACUCAUCUCAUAUGUAUAUGCUGCAUUAUAUUCUAUAAUAUUCUACUGUAUCUUAGUCCAUGCCGCUCUGUCAUUGCUUGUCCAUAUAUGUAUAUGUUCUUAAAUCCCAUUCCUUACUAGUUUUGUGUAUAUUGGGUAUAUGUUGUGAAAUUGUUAGAUAUUACUUGUUAGAUAUUACUUACUGUCGGAGCUAGAAGCACAAGCAUUUCACUACACCCGCUAUAACAUCUGCUAAACACGUGUAUGUGACAAAUACAAUUUGAUUUGAUUUGAAGUGGUAGGCCACACAAGCUCACAGAACGGGACCACUGAGUGCUGAAGCGCGUAACGCCUAAAAAUCGUCUGUCCUCGGUUGCAACACUCACUACCGAGUUCUAAACUGCAUCUGGAAGCAACGUCAGCACAAGAACUGUUCGUCGGGAGCUUCAUGAAAUGGGUUUUCAUGGCCGAGUAGCCGCACACAAGCCUAAGAUCAACAUGCGCAAUGCCAAGCGUCAGCUGGAGUGGUGUAAAGCUUGCCGCCAUUGGACUCUGGAGAAUAGGAAACGCGUUCUCUGGAAUGAUGAAUCACGUUUCACCAUCUGGCAGUCAGACGGACAAAUCUGGGUUUGGUGGAUGCCAGGUGAACGCUACCUGCCCGAAUGCAUUAUUGCCCAUGAUUAUGGAAUGAGAUGACCAUGUAGUGUAUUUUGACAGGUUGCACAUGUUUCCAUUACAGUAUUGGUCAGAGACAGUUGUUGUGUCUGGCCCGUGCCCUGCUGAGGAAGUCUCGUAUUCUGAUUCUGGAUGAGGCUACAGCUGCUGUGGACCUAGAGACAGACAACCUGAUCCAGAAAACCAUACGACGAGAGUUCUCCCAUUGCACUGUACUCACCAUCGCACACAGACUCCACAGCAUCCUGGACAGUAGCAGGUAACACACAUGCACAUACACAGUAAAGUCACUCCUAUGGAGUCAAAUGUAACACUAUGUUGGGGUUUAUAUGGUCCCACCCCCAUUUUGUGUUAAAACUACUCCGGUCUCCCGAGUGGCGCAGUGGUCUAAGGCACUGCAUCGCAGUGCUAGCUCUGCCACUAGAGAUCCUGGUUCGAAUCCAGGCUCUGUCGUAGCCGGCCACGACUGGGAGACCCAUGGGGCGGCGCACAAUUGGCCCAGCGUCGUCCAGGGUAGGGGAGGGAAUGGCCAGCAGGGAUGUAGAGCAUGGUGUUUGCAACGCCAGGGUUGUGGGUUCGAUUCCCACGGGGGGCCAGUAUAUAAAAAAAAUAAAAUAAUGUAAGUCGCUCUGGAUAAGAGCGUCUGCUAAAUGACUAAAAUGUAAAAUGUCAUGGUGUUGAUAUUUCUGGAGUUAAAAUGACACUAAAUUGUGUUAAAAGGACUCCGUCCCAAUCAACUCCAGUUAUCAACACUAACUCCAGGGAGCGUAUCACUCUCUUGAGGGCUAAGAUAACUCCCAGUAGAGUCAAUUUAACCCUCAUUUUUUAACACUGUGAUUUCAACUAUCCUUGAUUUACUGUGUACUUAGACGCACAGACUGGCACACAAACUUUACGACAAGAGUUUUCCCACAGAACUUGUUGCAUAGCAACUGAAACUCUGAAAUAGUUGACUCUCACUCAUCCUUUCCUCCCUCUUCUCCCACUCCGUCUUUCUCCAUCCCUUUCUCUCUCACACUUUCAGGGUGAUGGUGCUGGAUGCUGGAAAGAUCGUAGAGUUUGACUCUCCCAGCACUCUCUUCAACAAACAGGGUCACUUCUAUUCCAUGGCAAGGGAUGCUGGUAUCACUACAGUGGACAGCACUGCUCUGGACAGCACUGCUUUGGACAACACUGCUCUC